AUGAUCUGCAAGACUCUCGGGAACUCAGGCGGAGACUUGAAGGGUGAACGGAUUUCAUUUUUGUGCCCCAAUGAUGCUUCCUAUGUAACUGCACAGUGGGCUUCAUGGAUGAGUGGAGGCACAGCUGUUCCUCUUUACAGAAAACACCCUGUGUCGGAAUUGGAGUAUUUCAUCAAGGACUCUCAAAGUGCUCUCAUUGUUGUAGAGGAAGAGUAUGUGGAGAAGAUCACCCCUAGUGCUGGGAAACUUGGGGUUCCUGUGCUUUCGCUUCCCAAAUCUGGGAGAUGUGGUUCAAAAGUGGAUGCAUCCCUUUUCGAAGCCAGUUGCCCCAUUUCAGAAUGGAAGGGCAGGGGUGCCAUGAUCAUUUACACAAGUGGCACAACUGGGAGACCCAAAGGUGUCCUCAGCACCCACCAGAAUGUCCAAGCUGUGGUGAGUUUAUUCUUCACCUACUCAGUAGCAGCUCACUUAGGAACCUGUUUUGUUGUGGAUGGGCUCAACUUCAGUAGUAGUAGGAAAACAGUAGUAGUAGUAGGAAAAGAGAGGGGUGCCUUUGAGUCUGUGUGGGGUGAUGUUUGUUUGGUUAUUUAUUUGCUUCAUACAAUUUAUAUACUGUUUGAUUGUAAAAAAAACAAAAAACCUCUUUUAAUCACAGCCAUCCUCCCUGUAUUUAGGAUCAGGAGCAGAGCUCUAGGACAGGUUUAAACACCAUCACUCUAAUUUUUAAGACACUUCCCAGUACUCUGCUGUAUUUCUUCCCCUGCAGAGCAGAGGUGACAGUUCCAGCUUGGAGCAGUUUCUUCUCUUACCCAUUUGCAUUGCUACAAGAUGACUACAAAGGCAUCUUGAAAAGUCUGUUUACUCUUUAGCUGUGUAUCCCCAAGGCAGAAAAAAUCCAUUAGCUCCCUGAGCAAAAAAAAAAAAGUUAGAAGUUUGGAGUCUUGCUGACUGCCAUGGCAGUACAAGGUCUCUGCCUGCAGUGGAUAAAAAUGUACCUUUAGGGAGGCAGAAACACACAGACCUUGUGGCUUGAGCAAAUCAAAGAGCUUGGAGCUCUUUUCUCCAUACAUGCUCAUACAUGCUCCACAGUCUGUGGGUUUCUGUUGUUUACAGAUCAUGGUUAAGAAACGCAUUUCUUUUCUUUCUCUGCAGUAAUAAUAAUAACAAAAACAAUAGCAACUAAAUUCUAACAGGUUUUUUUAAAAAAGCACCAUUCACAUGCCUGCUUUUUCUGUGGCUCAUGGUAAAAUGGGCUGUUGGCCCUCCUGACAAGGACCUGAACAAAGACCUGCUGUAGAACAGGGCUCAAAGCAGACACACCGGCUGCAGUUUAAAUCCUGCCAAUUUUUAGUCUAAAGCUCUGUUCAGAGGGGAUGGCAAAGAGGUAGCAGGUUGAUGCAGAAGGAGAUGCUGCAGAUGCCCUCUAAACGUGUCGGGCUGGAUAAACUGUAUUUCUAACACACCUUAAAGGUUUCCUCUUCUGUUCUUUUUAUGUCUCCCACUGACAGUAGUUUAAGCUCUGGGGCCCUCACUUUUGAAACAAAUGGUGUGCAUGCUUGUUUGUAGCCUCUACUCCUAAUGUUGCUUGUUUGUUUGUUUGUUUGUUUAAAUAUCCUUGCAGAUAACUGGGCUGGUUAACAAAUGGGAGUGGACAAAGGAUGACAUUAUUCUCCAUGUUCUGCCUUUGCAUCAUGUCCACGGGGUGGUCAACAAGCUGCUAUGUCCCCUCUGGGUUGGCGCAACAUGCAUCAUGCUUCCUGAGUUCAGCGCAAAGGCGGUAAGUUUGCCAGGGUUGCUGGGCGGGGGGCUGCCACUUGUCUGCUAACCUUUCAGAUGAAGUGCGGCAGGAGACUGCAUAUUAGAGUGAGGUUGGGGUGGGGGGGGGGGAGGCUCGCUGUAAAUAGGCUCUCACAGCAGGUAACAAUCUCUUCCAGAUGAGCAAAACGGGAAGCCUUUGUAAAUUAAAAUAAACAAGAAUGGGAUCUUUUCUUUUAUACUGGAAGUGUGCAAUGAAUGAUAAAUAUAAGAAUUUUGUGGGAGGCUAAAGAAAGUCUUAGUGGUCCAGUAUCUUUUGUGUCAUGACCUCAAAGGUGCACAGAUUGUGGUUCAUUGGCCCAAAUGUGUUUUGAGUCCAUUGUCUCUCUUCAUUGGAGUAACUACAGUAAUUUGACUUUUCCAACAAAUGACCAAAAACAUCUUCCCAUCACAUACCCAUCACCUGAGCACCUUUUGAGGUUUCCUUUCUGCAUCCCUUCAUUUGCUGCCCUCGCAUCUUUCCUUUUCUGGUAGUUUUUGUGGUCUUCCUUCAGAAUGAUGUUGUUACUUCAUGCUCUGAUCGGCUUGGGCCAUGUGUCAUGUGGUGAGUCCUAAAGGCUUCAGAGUUCUUGCUGCCCUAGGUAAGUGUCAGGGAACUGACAUCGGAGCCAGAGGCGGAGGCAAGGCUCCCAAGCGAUGCUGGAGAAGGGCCCAGCAGGGAGAGAGGCAGCUCAUCAGCUGGGGAAGGAAAUCAGCGUAACACCAGGGAUGAAGGGGGGCAGAUGGGGGAAUCGGCGAGGGGGCUCCAGGACUCCUCACCGGAGACCAGCGAGGAGAGCACGGGUCCUCCGCUACCCACACCCUCCCUGCGCAGAAGACUUCCGCGCAGGGAGAGUAGGAGGAGACUUGGCGUCAAACAGCUUUUAUGCUGGAAAAGGUUUAAGAAACGCCCACUGACGGAUUCUGCUAGCGACUGAAACAGCCACGAAGUGAAGGGCUGUCCAGACAGAAAAGGUUUAACCAGGCAACCUAGCCAGGAGUGACGGGAACUUACGCACGAGCAACCCCUAUAAUUAUUACAGUAAGAUUGGCUGGUUGUCUCUGGUAUUUUGUGCUUUCUGGCUCUGAGGUGUUCUGCAAAUGUUGAUUCAUUCAUCCAUGCUAAGACUAAGCAGUAGAUCUUUUCCUUUGCUCCUGAUAGCUUAGCCUUGCCUCACAUAUACCAGCCCAAUUAUUACAUUUGACUGGAAUGGCACAGCUAAGGGUGGCCCAUGAUAUAUGCCUGGCUUCUUUAAGAUACAGAGGAUAUGUAGUGCAUCUGUGCCUCAGUUGUGAAUCUUCAUGCCUGCUACUAUCAAGCAAGCACCAGCAGUGCUUAGUUUUCAACACCUGCCCAAGACCGUUCUGUUUACACAACCCUUUUCUGAUGUGCAGCUCUGGCAUCAGUUAUUGUAUAUCACUGUCCAGAUGUUGAUAAAGCUUUUUUUUAAAAAAUGGUGCUUUACGGAUGUGUUACAUUCACUGCCAACAUGCUUUUUCCCACUGUGUGGUAUACAAGCCAAUAAAUAAAUAAGCAAAUAGGGGAGAGGUUUAGCAAAAUGGAGACACCCUUGGAAUUUCAAAAGAAUAAAGGGCUGCAAAGUCAAACUGCCCUUGCCAGCUCAGGAGAAAGGAAGUUCAGCUAGCAUCACUUCUGUGCCUGUGUUUUGCUUCCCUCUGGCUGGAAGUGCAGAUAUUGCAGCAAUUCCUCAAAGGGUAGUUGUUCUUUUAACGAUAUGGUAUAGUUUAUUUAUCUACUGCUUUGGGGCCCAAAGGCUCCCCAAAGCUAUGAACAACAUUAAUAAACAUUAUGAAAGAAAUAUACACUAGAAAUGUAUAUUUCUCAGAGAGAGAGAGAGAAACAAGUCUGGCUGAUCUUCUGCUGGCAUGGCUUUCCCCAUGCUUUUGACAAUUUUCCAGGGAAGAAGUGAGUCCCACCAUGUGCUCUUUCUAGCCAGUUCAGUGCCUUGUGGCGAUGUGGGGGGGGCAUUAACAAGAAGGACACCCUGUACUGGUUGGCCUCUCUCGCACCCAGAGACCGGUGUCCCUUUGUCACCCAUUGCUGUGAUGAUGGAAACUCUGUGCCAGAUGUUGAGAUCAUGGCUCCGCAAGAGGAGACAGCUUUGAUGUGCACUCUCCAUCCCUGGAGACAGCGCCACAGUGGAGCAGAUGAAAAGCACGGCAGCAGCCCCUUCAUCAGCGCUUGUGAUGUGAGAUGGUACUGAAGGAGAUGAAGAGGCCUGAGCAUUUGGCGACGGCAUUUACACCAAGGAGCCAAACCCGCUUUAGGAGGGGAAAGGGGUUGUUUUCUUAAAACGAUCUGUCUGUCAGGUACGAAUCCAGGUGCUUCUAGGAACAGUGAAAAUUUCAUUCCUGCUGUCUGAAUUCCCAGCCAGAGCUACUGUUGUUGGGAAGAGGGGCAUAUGAACACCCUUCUUAAAGUUAUUAGCCAGCCUUCCCCAACCUGAUGCCUUCUAAAUGUUCUGUUUUGGGUGUCGGGAAGUUGAUAAAUUCGACAGGCUUCAAAGGAGAGUUGCAUGGGUGAUAAAAUGUAUGGGACCAAAUCCUUUUUAAGGAUUGAUUGGAGAACUUGGCAAUAUUAGGCUGAUAACCAGCAAGUACAAUCUGCCAGUGUCAGGACUGAGGAUCUGUGGGAGGUUCAGCUGGCGACCAGGCUAGGAAACAAACUAAUAGCCAGGCCAAGCCAGACCCAGGAAAUACUAUCCUAGCCCAGGCAAAGUCCUACACUGAACUGGAAGCUUGUAUAGCCCUUCCUGUUGAGGAAAGCCAAUGGCCAGCCUGGGUGGCAGACAACCCCCUGGGCCAAGCCAAUGAGAUUUCUAGCCUAUAGCCCUGGUGGUUCAUCACAUGAUGUAGCUGUGUACAGAGCUGUGGGUUCCCCCUUCUAAUCACAGGAGCAUCAGCUCCUCUGGGUGAGCCCCACUGAAAUGUAAUCUGCCUCCUUCUAACAUGCAAAACAGUUUUAGCAAAUGCUGCCUGCCUGCAGUAUACUGCACAGACACUUGUUCUAGAACAGGUAUGUGUGGGCAGGGGUCCAAGGAGAACAUCGGGUGCCAUUCAACCAUAGGCCUGCGCAGAAUAGACCCAUUGAAGUUAAUGGACAUGACUAACUUAGGUUCAUUCCCUUACAUACUUGAGUUUUUCUGCAUCUCCUUCCCAACAUCUGCAUGUUGCAGCCUGUGUUCUGGCGGGUGGGGAGAGGGAGUCCAAACUGAUGAGUGCUGACCGGAGAGCUCAGUGGAGUCUGACAAGCAAGGGCAAGAGAGGGCACCAACUCGAGAUGGUUAAGCGAUGCCCUCACUUGCCCUGCCUUGGCCCAAGAAUGGCUGGCCAGGACCAGCUGCCUGGCCUGUUCUCUUCCACAAGCUCUCUAGUGCAGUAAAGGCCUUUUUAUUUUUGUUUACUUUCCCCCCUGUUUCUCUAUCCUUUUUGUGAGCGCCUCCCGAGGGAGCAGGAAAGUGGUUUGAUUGACAUGACAAAGGAGGUGCAGGAGGGUAAAUCGGGCUUUCUUGUGGAGUUUAACACAAGCCGACUUUGAGUUCCAGUCUAUUUUCACCAGCUGUUUACAAAGUGCCCUUUUGCUACCGAAAUCGGCUCUCGGGAAAGCAGCACAGUUUCAGCGGCGGAUUUCGCAGAAGGAGCCUGAGCUUUUCCUUCCGCCUUUUGUAUUUCUGUUUCUUUGCACCUCGAGAGAGCAGUCAAUUACAGGGUGAUAUAAAGAAACCCGAAUGGCAGCUCAAACACUCGACACGCCAAUCAAAACAAAGCCGGGAACCUUUCCUCCAAAGCUACUGCUGCCUCCAGAAUCAGCUUUGAGUAAUACUGGCAAGGGUUCAGGAGAAACCGCAGCAGUGUGCCCAACCUUUCUAAUCACUAACACUUCAUUAUGCGCAAUAAAUACUUUAUUAUUACAGUGUUUAUUAGAUUACUUAAUUCACGACGUGCCUUUACAGUUACACGUACAUGUGGCAGCCUGGUUCGGUUGGUCUUUGUGACAAUAGGCUCCUCGCAGGGUCAGCGCAGUGGUGCCCUUAGGUCACGAGUCAUUGUAGCAUCUUUCCCUGUGGCCAGUCUGUGCAUCCAAGGGAAACAGCGAGAACACCCCAAGAGACGCUUGUAGUGGCUGCUUUCCUCCUCUUCUUUCAGAGAAUUUGGCAUUACUGUUUGGUGGGAUCCCAGUGGAACUAUGCCCUUGUGAGCAGAAUAUCAGAAAUGCUCAAAAUCUCCUCCGGCUGGGGUGCUGCACAUCUCUUCUAAGCAAAAGUUUAUUUGAAGUCAAAUAGAAGCAGCAACAGGGACAAACUGCAAGGCCAGAAGGGACCCUGGAAAGCAGGAUAUCUUGUAUAUGGGGGACCUUCACAAUAUGAUCAUUCAGGCCCCUCUUGAAAGCUUCCAAGGAAGUACAUCGGAACAUAAGAAGAGGCUGCUGGAGCCUUUCAAAUUCAGCAUCCUCUUCUCGCAGUGGCCAGCCAGAUGCCUAUGGGAAGCCAGCAAGCAGGACCUGAGCACAACAGCGAUCUCUGCACCUGGUAUCCAGAGGUUUACUUCCUCCAACAGAAUAAAUCUGGUGCUAAUGCAUUAUUAUUGUGGCAAUAAUAUGUUGCAGAAUACACCUGUGGUAAAACACCAGACUGGAGGGGUGGUUGGGGCUUGCCUCUUCCUUUCUGCACUUGUUCUAACAGCUUCCUUUGGGUGCUCCAGUUCCUGUUCCUGAAUCUCACCUCCCGAGUCCCUUAUUCUUGGCCUUGCAGGAACCUUGGUACAAUGGUGGGAUAUGCCUGUGUCAAAGGCGGCAAUCCCUACCAUCCUUCACAUGCUCUCCCCACCCCCAGGGACUGCCCUACAGUCACUACAGGGAACCAGGUGUGCAAAUUACUUAGCUCCUGCCUGUCCUCUAUGGCUGAGGAAGGACCAGUUUGGGUUUCGAAUGCACCAGCUGUAUGGACUGGAUAAUGGGUAAAUGGAAUCCCAGGGCAUAUUUCAUGGCAUAUGAUGGGGCAAAAACCCUGGCUCUGGGAAACAAGUCUCUUUUAUGAAGGAGGGGGUUUCCCAAUCCUAUGUUUCCUGGAGAAAGUUGGUGGUGGUUUCAUCCCUUCACUUUCUUUAAAUCUCAUUCUCUACCCUCCACCCCCCUACCCCAUCUGAAAAGGGACACUGGCAAGAGCAUAGAAGGGGCACAUCAGCAUUGAACAGUUUAUACUGGAUCCUUUUUCACAAUCCUCAGCUUGGGGAACGGGUGAAAGAAAAAGUUAUAUCUUUUUUUCCUUCUUGCCAGAUCUGCCAUUUGUCCUCAGCAUCUGUUGCAGAGUAAUGCCUUUUGAAGUGUGAGGGGGGAGAAGGGAGAGGCAGGAGGGAGGGAGAUGAUGAGAAGAAGAAGAAGAAAGGAAACUGGAGCCUGUCAUAUUUUGUUAGAUUCCUGGGUCCUGGGGAAAGUGUUUGCUCCUUUCAGCAUGCCCGCAGCGUAGCGAGGGUUUAAAAGCUGUAGCCUGGGAUGCUCAGGGAACAGCAGAGCCUGCAGAUGAAUAAGUGAUUAAAACAGAAUCAUGCAGAGCACACAAACAGUUGGAGGGUAUCACAAACAGCAAGAGCUCAGGCCGCUUUUGGAAGAAGGAGGUUUUUGCUUCCCACUCUGUGCUGAAAACCUCUUGCCUUAGCCGAGGAGUCAGUGGAGACUCAAUGGGCAGGGGUGGUGAAAGAAUUGCUAGGUUGCACCAGAUCCUUGGUCCACCUAUCUCAGCAUUCUGCCUUCACAACAGCAGCCAAGUAGAUUCCUGCAGGAAGCUCCCAAGCUAGCCAUUGCAGGGUGGUAUCCCUGCCCUGUCAUUUGUACCUGGUAUACAGUAGCAGCAUGUCGGGAUUUGAUCAACCAGGUGGGGGGAGUAUGAACAGAAGUUGGCAGCAACUGAACAGACAGGUGCAGUCUUGUCACCUAGAACUUAGCAAUGCCUUUGUGGAUGGGAGCAGAGCCACCCACCCCAAUGGAGCAAUCUCAUAUUCCCACAAGGCAAGAGAGUAUCGCGAGUGAGCAUGCCAUGCCUCAUCUUUAAAAGCUUAGUGGGAGGGAUGGGAAAACUUGUUGGGAUAUCUGUGUUGCCCCCAUCCGUUUCGGAACUCCUUUUCCUGCUCCUGAAAUCCUGAAUCGUGACUCCUGGAACCUGUAUCUGCUGCUGAGCUUGUACCGUUACUUUCCUGAAUAAAGAUCUCUUACUUAGAUGCGGGUGGCGCUGUGGUCUAAACCACUGAGCCUAGGGCUUGCCGAUUGGAAGGUCAGCAGUUCAAAUCCUUGCAAUUGGGUGAGCUCCUGUUGUUCGGUCCCAGCUCCUGCCCACCUAGCAGUUCGAAAGUGCGUCAAGUGCAAGUAGAUAAAUAGGUACCGCUCCAGCGGGAAGGUAAACGGUGUUUCCGUGCGCUGUUUUGGUUUACCAGAAGCGGCUUAGUCAUGCUGGCCACAUGACUCGGAAGCUGUCUGUGGACAAAUGCCGGCUCCCUCGGCCUAUAGAGCGAGAUGAGCUUGCAACCCCAGAGUCGUCCGCGACUGGACCUAAUGGUCAGGGGUACCUUUACUUACAAGUAAGAGCCUCUGUCUGCGUGUGUUAGGCGGGAGCCAGGGCACUUGCCUCUGAGCCCAGCAGCUGUGUGUUUAGCUGUUAUGACAAGAGAGAGAUGGGGAACAUCUGGCCCUCCAGAUAACACUGGACUACAACUCCCAUCAGCCCCAGCCAGCAUAGCCAAUCGUCAGUGAUUAUGGGAGUUACAGAAGAAAAACAUCCACAGGUCCCCCAUAUCUGAAUUAAAGUGAACUUUGCUCUCCAUGUAUUCACUAAAACCAGAGAUUGGGAACCUGCGACCCUCCAGAUGUUGGACUCCAGCUACAAUGCUCUCUGGCCAUUUGCUGUGUUGUCUUGGGUAGAUAUAGGAAAGUCCAACAAUGCCUAGAGGGCAACAGGUUUCCCCACCCCUUAUCUGAACCCUUUUAAAACCAUUUGGGGUUAACUGCUCUCCUAACGCCAUGUUGCAGUGAGUUCCAUAAGUGAACUAUACAUUGGGGUUAGAAGGGCCAAAUGCCGAAUCCAACUUUAAGGCUGGAUUCUUGAGGCAUCUCUCCCCACCAAAAUCCAUUAGCAGAGAAUGGCAAUAAAGUGUUUGUAUAACAGUGGGACGCGGGUGGCGCUGUGGGUAAAACCUCAGCGCCUAGGACUUGCCGAUCGCAUGGUCGGCGGUUCGAAUCCCCGCGGCGGGGUGCACUCCCGUCGUUCGGUCCCAGUGCCUGCCAACCUAGCAGUUCGAAAGCACCUCCGGGUGCAAGUAGAUAAAUAGGGACCGCUUACCAGCGGGAAGGUAAACGGUGUUCUGUGUGCUGCGCUGGCUCGCCAGAUGCAGCUUGUCACGCUGGCCACGUGACCCGGAAGUGUCUGCGGACAGUGCUGGCUCCCAGCCUAUAGAGUGAGAUGAGCGCACAACCCUAGAGUCUGGCAAGACUGGCCUGUACGGGCAGGGGUACCUUUACCUUUUAUCUUUUAUAACAGUGGGAUAAAGACAGCAUUAGGUGACUCAAGGGUAGGGAUGGGCAAAUAUGUCAGUUUUAGUUACUUGUUUCUCAAUUUUAAGUUCAGUUCUUCACAUUUCUACAUUGGUCAUGAAAUUCAGUUUUGGGCAAGUUUUUUUUUCCAUCUGAACACGUUACGUGCAAUUUUUCCCAAUAUACACAUUUUUGCAAAGCAGUUUCCCCUACUGAAUCUGUGUGUGUUAUUUUCACCAAUAUAUGCAUUUCUACACAAACUUUACUCUGCCGUGUGCACUUUUAUACGCAUUACUUGGGUGGAGAGCUCCAUUGCAGAAUUUGGAAAAGUGCAAAUUUCAAAGGAUAAAAUGUGAAAUUUUAGAUGCGAGCUGAAUCAGAUUUCUCCCCCCAUCCUUGCUCAAGGGAACCAAGUUCAAAAAGCAAGUCUCUGCACAAGUUUUUUUAUCCCACAAAGCAGAACACCACCAAGUAGCACUAUUCAGCUGGACAUAUUUUGUCAUGAAGAUGCUCAGCUAUCUGGAUCAGACUGAAAGCUUUAGAGAAGCUGGGGGUGAGUUGGGGUAUGGAGAGAAGCCUGGCAGCAUUUUAUUUCUUUCUUUGCAGGCGAUGUAACCAGCACCCUGUCAGUCAAGACGGGAACACAAAGCUGCCUUGGAGAUAAAAAGAAAAGUAAAGGGAUGAUUUAACAUGCAUUAGAAGAUUGUUACUUGUGAAAAGGCCCCUUUUCCCUUUUCUGGGUAACAACAUGAAUUGAUACGCCAAUUUGCAUUUGGUUCACCAAAGAGGCCCUUGUGGAUUGCAUAUAGAUACAGUUAUCUGUUUAGGGCAGGGAGGUUGGGGUUCCAUCUUCGUUUUUUGUUUUUAUUUAAUUGGAAAUCUGAUUUGAGAAUUAGAAACACUCCAAAGGGAAAGCUUGUGGGGGGGGCUGUUUAGAUGAGAGAGCAUGAGAGAAGAGAUUGAAUGGAAACCAUGAUAUAUUUCUCAGGAAUUUCUGUAUUAACUUGUGCUAUUGUGCACCUUUGUGUGUUUGUACCAGGGAUCAAAUCUUUUUUUAAAAAUAUUUAUAUUUUAUUAAGGUGAUUUCAGUUAAAAGAAAUAAAGUGAUGCAGAAAAAAAGAAGGGAAGGUUAGAAGGAACGAAAACAACAAAAACGAUAUGUAUAAAAGUGAAAUUAUGCACACACAAAAAGCAAUAUACGAUAUUCCCAUACAUUCAUGUAUAAAUUGGUAUAGUGUUAUUGUCCUAGUGCUUAUGUAAAUGUUAAUAGCCUACUACAUUUAGUAUAAACUCAUUCCAAAUGUUAUAGUAUUUAUCUAUACAGAGUCUGCGCCUGUAAUCAGUCCAUUCAUAAAUUGCCAGUGAUGUCAUAUCGUCAAUCCAUUGAUUGAAUGGUAUCAUAUCUUUAUUUUUCCAAUUCCUCAAUUUCAAUCUCUUGGCCACCAUUAGGGCACGGGAAAUCCGUUUCCGUUUUCCUGUUGAUAAUUUCCAUACUGCAGGUAUAUAGUUCAAUAAAAUAUUCUCUGCUGAAAGGUUUAACUUUUUCUGCACAGUCAUAGUUACACAGUCCAGCACUUUCUCCCAAAACCUGUUAAGUAAAGAACACUGUACAAGUAUGUGUUUCAGAGAGGCAUUGUCUAAACCACAUCUCCAACACUGAGCUUUCUUAGCUAACCCUUUUUUAUACAACCGUAAAGGAGUCCAAUAAACUCUGAAUAUUAUUUUCUGUUGUAUUAGUCUUAAUUUUAAAUCUAAUGACACCUUAGGUAUUGAAGCUAAUACAUUUUCCCACUGUCUGGGUAAUAAUGAAAGUUCCAAUUCUUUAUUCCAAUCAUCUCUUGCAGUCUGCAUAUUGAAUUUGUGUAUUGUUAAUAGAUAUCUAUAGAAAGUAAUUUGCUGGCUUUUUAUUUUUGAAUUGAGUUGUCCAAUUGCUCCAAUAUCUCAGGUAUCUCGGAAGCUGAAAGAGCUGGUAGCCCAAACACACUUGUACAUGUUGUAAUUGAAGAUAUUGCCAUUGGGCUGCAUCUGAUAGAUGAUAUUUUUGUUUUAAAAUAGCAAAAGUAUAAAAUUCAUCAUCCCCAUCUAUCAGUUGGUCCAAUGCCGAUACACCUGCUUCCAUCCAAUUUUUCCAUAUCACCAUCUUUUUUGCAAUUCUUAGUAUGGGGUUUUCCCACAAAGUAAGUUUAGCAUGUGAAAAUGGAUCAAAUUUGUUUUUAUUAAUCAACAUAUUCCAUUUUUCUAAGUGAUUUAAUUGUUUCCAGAGUCACCUGGGAUUUCAUAUAUUUUGAUCCUUGUAUUGUUCAACCAACCAAAGGUGCUAUGUACAUAUAUUCUAGGGUUGGCCACAUCGGAAAAUUAGGGCCAACAGUGGGAUUCCAAUAUAGCUUCCUGCAGCCAAUCAGAAGCCGUGCUUUGGUUUUUGACCUUUUGGAAGUCAAACGGACUUCCGGAACGGGUUCGACUUCCAGAACCCCUGUGGUUCUCAGAAGGGGUGGCGAGCCUCGUGGACCCGCAGCUAGUUUCUUCAUGGCCACUUCCUUCCAGGCAUCGUAAGGAAGGUCUCCCUCCACAGAUGCCUCUGAAUGCCAAUUGCUGGGAGCCACAAGUGGGAAGAGAGCUGUAGUGCUCGGGUCCUGCUUUCAGACUUACCAUAAGCAUAUGGUUGGCCACUGUGAGAACAGGGUGAUGGACUAGAUGGGCCGUUGACCUGACCCAGAAGACUCUUCUUUUGUUCAGAGCACCCUCUAGAUAUGGGAGUCAUCUUUCUUUGAUGUACUAGAAGGCAUUUCUGUGGCUCAAAGAGCUGAUGGACAGAGCUGGCGUCAGAAGAAGGGAGCUUGGUUUAGGAAAGAGAGUGGCUUGAUCACCUUCAGUCAUAUCACGCCUUCCUUCCCUGUUGCAUGCACCUCUUUGUGCCUGAGCAUGCUGAGCUGGCGGGGGGGGGGGGGGAAGCACCAUGGUGUCAUGAAUUGUUAGAGAAUACAUUUGUCAGCAAUGGGGCAGGAGCCGGGAAGAAGGGGAGGAGGAGGAAGGUUACCAUAACAGAACAGGCAAGGGCCGUCUCGUUAUUUAUUUAUGGGGUUUCUCCCUCUUGCUUGGCAGCACUGAGGGAGACGAGCAACAGCACUGGGGGCACACUAGCCAAGGUUAAAUAUUCAUUUCACGACUUGGUCUCCCGAUGCUCUCGAGGCUGGCUGCUCAGUCAAGCCCAAAGACCCCAGAGUCCGCUUAGCCAGAUGUGGGAGUCUGACCCACUUUGUGCCUGUUGUGGGGCACUGCGGGUGAGCAAGAUGUUUCUCUAACCCUUUCUGGAUGUGAAGUGGCUAUUUGUCAUUCUCUGAGUUUGAUCCCGAAAGAGCUUAGAUAUGGCUGAUCAGGUUCUACUCUCAGUGCAACUCGCUCUGCUUCUGCCUGGUCCUUUAGAGUCCUCUUCUCAGCUGCAGGGGGGUGGAAAAAGCUUUCCUAACAGGCUGAUACCCCAUGGUGCCAGUGCUUCGCAUGUGCCCUGGCUUCCGGUGCAUUUCCAGACCCAAUUCAAAAUGCCAAUUAAAAAAAAUAAAUUUAUUAGAUUCUCUUCCAACCAUUAAAAAGUGAAAAUCACCAUAACAGAAACAAUAAUAAACACACACACACAACUAUAUGCCAGUUUUAACCUUGAAAGCUCCAAAUGACCUGGGGCAGGAUUCCCACACAUUCAACCGGGAUAAAGGAGACAGAGAGACCCUUGCAGGAAGCAUUGUUUAGCUUUGUUGGAUUGCCUUUACAAGUUGCUUUUCUGUGUCCUUGUUCCAGGUCUGGGAGGCAUUUCUGAAACCCCAAGCUCCCCGGGUGAAUGUCUUCAUGGCAGUGCCCACCAUUUAUGCCAAGCUGAUGGAGCAUUAUGACAAGCAUUUCCGACAGCCUCACGUCCAAGAUUUCAUUCAUGCUGUCUGCCGGGAAAAUAUCAGGUAGGUGGUCCUACCUGAGCCAAAGCCACAGCCAUGUUUCCUCUCCCUCUUGCCCUGACUUGAAUUUAGUUGCAUAAUGGUAACUUUUUAUCCCUUCCUAGGUACCCACCCUAUCCUAUCCCAGAAAUGGGCUAAUUUAUUCUGUAUUAAGAGGCUAGUACUGGUUUGUUGCAGUUGAAAGGAAGGCUCUCUGCAUGUGCUUAAGGUCACCUCCAGCCCCUCUGAAUGCACAGAGGACAAUCCUCAACACAUGCUCAAAUCCCAGAUCUGACGCUGAUGGGUUCUGCCUUGAAUUAAGAUGUAGGCCGUUCCUUCAGUUUAGCAAAGGCACACUACCUUUGCUGGAAGGUGGGUGAUGUCCACAUCAUGGGCCAAGGGAUCAGUUCCAACAGCAGGCAGAGCACCUUGAUUUCAAGUUGGAAAAGAGGGUGAAAUCAUGGGAGGGAGGCGUGCCAGUUAGCAGACUCCUUUCUUUUUCUCAUUUUUUCCAAUCUUAAAUGCACAUUUUUGCAAUGCUGUUUCCCCCCAAAAAUGCUAUUUUCACUAACAUAUGGGGGGUUUUAUGGACACUUUACCCCAGUAUAUACACUUUUGUACACAUUACAUGGCUGGAGAACUGCAUUGCAAAAUGUGGAAAAAUGCACAUGUUUCAGUUCUCACAUAUUGUUUAGGAAAGGGUGUAUUAGGUAGAUUUGCCUUUAAAUGUGAACUAAUUAAAAUUCUUCCAUGUCCCCUGCCAGGCCCUUUCUGAGAGCCGUGGGAAAGGGUAGUCCAGGGACCCAUGGGGCUGCGGUACAGAUUGCAGAAUCUGAUUUCCUAGAUUCCAAUGGGCACUUCUUUUGGCCCCCACUCUGAAGCUCUCCAAGGAGGUUUGCAGUUGUGCAGUGAAUUAAACUGCCCACCACAGACGAUUUCCUUCUUUCGGAAGGAGGCUUUCAGAAGGCUGAACCAGGCACCUGGCAGGGGAUACUUCAGGGACAGGAUAUUCUGCUUCUGGGGCGGAUGUUGAGCUACAUGGUCGCCUUCCAAUCUGGUGACACUGAGCCCAUGAUUCUGUACAGCUUGCCCUCCGAGAGACAAGAGCCAGGGAUCCAGCUUAUUCUCCAGGCUAACCUCCUACUAUCUUGUUAAAAACCAUCUGUCAUGUCUCUGCUCUCGGUUUGGGUUCCAAGAUGUAGAUGCAAAGCCCUUUUUCUGUUCUGGCAGGUGCCCAACCCUCAUCGUGCUGUCACCACUUUGCAGCAGCAAAUGCCGCCCUGUUUUCUUCUCUGCUUGUGGGGCGAUUGCCAGGGAACGUCUUGCUCCGGGGCAAGACUGGCCCUAGAGAGUAGCCUGUCCAGUACAUUUUGCUUUCCUGGUGGCUGUCUCAUGUAGGUGUUUUUUCUCGGUUACAUUUUGUCCAGAGGCUGUUCCUGUGCUCACAGGGGACCAGCACUUCUUGCAACCUGUAUUGUAUUUGCAGGAAACCAGGUCUAUUACUUAGUUACGCAGAAGUUUUGGGGGAAGGGCCCAAAGAGGCAAACAUGGAUAUUCUAAACUGUAGGCCGAGAUUCACAUUUAAAACGUUAAUAUCACAGAAUGCAAGCCAACUGAUUUCCCAUCCAGAUCACCGCAGAUCAAUUCUUCAAUUAACCUGCAGCCCACCACAGAUCACUCCAGAUCAGUUUCCCUUCCAUUCAUUUACCCCAACUUAAUUUCCCAACAGAUCCUGCUCCAAAUCAAUUCAAUUCCUUUUCAAUUACCCCCAUUCAUUAUCUCUACCAAAGUCAUCUUAAAUUGUUUUUUUCUCACCACCCCCAGUUAAUAUCCUACUUGGUUACCCACCCAGACAUGUCCAUCCUGUCUGAAUCCAUCCUAAGGUAUAAGGGAGUGGUAGCAUGAUGCUGAGUUCCCCUUUUCUAGGUAGUGCUGCUGAAAGCAGAAUCCGGCAGGCCCCUGCACUUGGUUCUAAAUAGAUAUUGAACGGCUGUGGCAAUAAUCCUGCUCUGCAGUUGUUAAGCAACUUAACUCUCGCUGGCAUCCCUCCUUGCAGACUGAUGGUGUCAGGGUCUGCAGCCCUCCCAGUCCCUAUCCUGGAGAGGUGGAAGAGCAUCACUGGGCACACGCUGUUGGAGAGAUAUGGGAUGACGGAAGUUGGGAUGGCGCUUUCAAACCCACUCCAUGGCCCGCGUAUCCCAGGUAAGAGUCUAGCGAGGGCUGCAAGUUGUCCUAUGAUGAUUAAAGUGCUUUAGGUGCUGUACGUUUGGAGAAAAAAGGGGAGGUGCUUUCAGAUCAGGACUGUACUAAGGGUCUGUUUUGGCAGGUAAACCCUCGUCCCUUUAAAUCCACAAAUAAGGCUGCUACUGCUGUUUAAAUGUGUAUAUCAGGACUGGGAAAGCCUGUGGCUCACCUGAUGGUGUUGGACUCCAGCUCAUAUAAUCCCUGGCAUACGAGCUGUGUUGUCUGGAGCCAACAGGAGUUGGAGUUCAACAACAUUAGAGGACCAUAGGUUUCCCAUCCUUGCAGUAGAUGAACAGGCAAGAGAAUGAGACAAAGCAACUUCUCCAAGGCCACAUUGUGAUUCUGAGGCAGAGGUAUGACCUCCCAGGUGCUCAUUCAGCUCUCUCUCCAUUGCAUCAGAGUCUAUCUGUCUAUCUAUCUAUCUAUCAUCUAUUUUAUUUACUUCUGGAGGCCCAGUUUAGAUGGUGUGGAGGCCACAAACUUAUAGGAUAGCCCAGCCUCUCUCCCACAACCUGGUGUCCCGCCAGCUGCCUUGGAGUAACACUCCAUCAAACCCUGCCAUCACAGCUGAUCUGGCUGGUUCUGAUGGGAGCUGUCGGAAGCACUAGUGGGCCACCAGGUUGGGGAAGGCUGGCCUGGCCUGUUGUAUUGCUUAUUCCCAGCUGGAGCAGAACUCUGUUACCCCUUUAGACAUAAGAACAUAAGAAGAGCCCUGCUGAUCUGGCUAAUGACCCACAAGUGGGACCCAAGCUCAACAGCACUCCCCACCCCAGUGGUUUCAGCAAGUGGUAUUCAGAAGCAUACUGCCUGCACCAUGGAGGCAGAGUGUAGCCGUCAUGGCUAGUAGCCAUUGGCAGCUUUCAUGAAUUUGUCAGAUGGCUUUAAAAGAGGAUUCAACACAUUUGGUAGCCAUCACUGCCUCAUUUGAGAGUGCAUUCUGUAGUUUAACUAUGUGCUGAGCUCUUUGGUUUUCCCAGAAAAUUCAGCUUCAUUGGAUGUCCACAAGUUCUAGUGCUAUGAGAGAAAGUCAAAAACUUUUCUCUAUCUGCUUUCUCCAUGCCAUGUAUAAUUUUUAUAUGCUUCUAUAAGUUUUCCUCCUCUUCUGUGAGCUGAAAAACCUCAAAUGCUGCAGCCCAGGCCAGCAAAACUCUCAUCCUCAAACACAUCUUCAGCUUAUGUGUGCGGAUAUUGCUCCCCGGAGACUCUUUCAGCCACCGUGUCGUAGCAGACCCAAAGAACAGGGUUUCUUUAGAACUGCCCAGCGGAGGUGGCGAAAGGCAGCAUCCUGGGCUCUGUGAUUGCAGCUUUUCAGGCUUAAGGUGUUAAGCAGCAGUGGCACGAUCAAAGUGCUCCAGCGCCAUGACGCUCUUCCAGCGCUGUGUUCGGUAGUAGGAUGCAUGCCAAGAAUCUCCCUAGAGACAAAGAUGAAAAAGGAGCGAGAUGCUGAGGUUGACACAACACAGACAAAAGAGAAUAAUUAGAACAACCAAAAGCUUCAGGACUGGACAGCUGGCACUGCGGGGUAUGGAGUCGUCAGGCAGCAUGAGAAAACGUAUUGCCAAGUCAGUUCCCAGGGAGCCUCACCAUGGGGGCAAAUCUACGCAAGGCCGGACUUCUGAACUCCAUACUAAAAGAACAACUCCAGCGAGUCUCUGUUUGGAAGGAGCGUGAGCAGAUAGAGGAGGCGCUCAAAGAAACCUGUGGCCUGUGCCCUUGGAUAAUCUCUCUCAGGAACCUGGCUGGCAAAUGGGUGCCCAGAUGUGUACAGGGUGUCUCAUUCAUUCCAAAGGCAGGUAUACAGCUCUGCACAUGCAAAGGAAUGUUCCCCACAGAUCUGCUUUCUCUGUUGGAAUGACAGGGGAAGCUGUUGUGUGCAGGCAGAUCUGCCUGUGUCUUCUGCUGCCAGGACUCAUACCCCUGCCCAGUUUUUCACAUGUAACAUACGUGUGCAAUAUAUUUUUCAUCCCGAGUUUAUUUUAGAGUGCUGGCAAAAUAGGAGGAGGGGGGGUUCCCCUCUCCUCCUGCCGCCUUUGGAAUUUGCAGAGGCAUUUACGCCCCAGCCUCCCUCUCCACUGCCUCCCAGUUGUCUCCUUUCCACCCUCCACCCCUAGCUCCAGGGACCAUGUCCUGUCAUCUGUAGAGCCCUGACACUUCUGUUCUCAAGGUGCUGAGAUCUAAAAGUAUAGGAGAGGUUCUGUCCGAAGGAAGAGGAGAUGAAAGAUUUGGAGAUAAGCGCUUUGCUCGUACAUGGUUAAAACCCUGCUUAAAAUGCUUCUGUUUUCUGCAGUGUGCACACACUCUUUCUCUCUCUCCUCCUCUCUCUCUCUCUUAUCCCCCCGGUGUUGUUACUGUGAAGGGAGAUGAAUAAUUCAUGGCCAGCGAAUGCCUCACUGGGCCUAAUCACCACUUUAAUUGGAGGUUUAGAUCAGAGGCGGCUAAUAGCUCCUACAGCGGGGACUCCAUAGAUUGUUGACAGGGAGAGUGCUGAGAGCCUUAUCGUUGGCCUGUUUCAAUUCUCCGAGGACACCACCACACAUAACAGCAUCCAGGUCCCCUGAUACCAAAGGACACAGACCGCAGGGCCAAUUAAAUUUAUCAGGGAAGAACUGACAACUAACUUAAACAGGGGUGGGGGGAGAACUGGUGGAGGGCUAAUAGGGUUGCUCCCUUCUCUGACGGCUGCCUGUCUUGGGUUGCCGGGGCUGAUGCUUAGCUUGGCAGGCAGCUUGCCAAAAGUCCAGGAGCUCACAAACUAAAAGGGGACAGGCGCAGAGACCUCUCCCCUGGUUUAUACGGUGAGAUUCCGGGCAAGAAUCAGAAGAGGCCAAGGCUGCUUAAAAAAACAACAACAACCAAAACAUCUCUCCAUCUGCAUAGGAUAGAAUCUUCCUUUCUCUUCUUCCACUCCCACCCCCUGGCCAUCUUUGCCUGGCAUCACCGGGGAGCCGAAUUGGACCCUCUGUUACCCAUACAGACUUAAUUUUUAUAUGUCACUCGGCCCCGAGGAGCGCGAGUCAUUGUCUUUGCACGAAGACUUUAAUUGCACUGUCGUGCUGGUAUCGCUAUAAUUAACGUUGUCAGCGUUUCCCAGCCUUUUAUAGACCUCUGCUUUCAAAGGUUUGUCAUUUUGGGUUGGGAGGGGAGAAAAAAAAAAUAGACCCUUUCUGGAAAGAGUGCGAUAAGUCAGCUCUCAGUGGGUAGCUUUUUCUUUUUAAAAUAUAUCUAUACAUUGGGUUUAUUUUGGAAAUAUAGGGACUGAAUUAAAGUAUGGGAGACUUGCGGUUGGUUUUCCUCUGCACGGGAGGGGGGAUUGUUGCAUAGUCUGAGUACAGAGACCUCCCUAUCUUUGCAAUAAUUAAAUUGCUGUCAUGUCUUCAGAGCACAUGCAGUGGUUGUGAAUCAGGCACACAUGUACAGCUCACUCAGGAAGAUGCACCAUCCAUUGUUUCCAUCUUUUGUAAAUUGGUGUUGGAGGAAUCUCUGUCAAAACACUGCAGUGUCUUCAGGUCCUGGGUGCGGGUGGCUGCAGUUCUUUCAUUUCUGAGUGAUGCAGCAGCUUCAAAGCCAAUUGUCAAUAGGUUAGUCAAAGGGCAAGUUUGAAAUGGUCGUUCUCUUCAGAGGCAGCCACAGAAAAAGCUGCUGUUGGGUCAGCACUCUGCACUCCAGUCUUCUGGAUGCAACUGGUGACACCCCAAUAGGGAUGUUGGAGCUCACGUUCUACCAGUUAGUUUCCAGGCUCAAUACAGAGUGCUGGUUUGGGCCUUUAAAGUAGGGCCGCCAUACGUCUGGAUCUUCCCUGACAUUACCGGGAUUUCAAAGGUGGAAUGGACUUCUGGGGGGGAUUUCUGAAAGGCGGCACUUUGUCCUGGAUCUUAGGCAAAUUAAUAGAAAAAUCGCUCAACAAUUUUGGGGUUUUUUAAAAAUAUGGCAGCCCUAUUUAAAGCCCUAUGCAGCUCAGAAUACAGUACCUCAAGGACUGCCUCUCCACAUGUGAGCCAGCCCACACCCUUCAUUAGAGGGCCCCCCUCUGUGUGCCCCCCUCAAGGGAGGUACAAAGGAUAGCCACCAGAACAGACAUUUUCAGUAGUAUGUCCCCUCUCCUCCCCCUGUAGAAUGCUUUCCCUAGGAAGACACACCUGACACCAUCCCUGCCAGUCUUUUGACACCAAGCUAAAACCUUUUGGUAUACUCAGGCCUUUGCCUGCUAUGCUGGUGGUCAUUUUUUAGUGAGGUGGGUAGGACUUGUCAUUAUUAUGUUACUGGAUGGGAAUUUGAUUUUUUUGGUGUGUUGUUGAUCAUUUAAAAUUUUUCAGAUUUUUAAAUUGCUUUUGUGUGUUGCAUUUUAUCUUAUCAAGUUGCUUUGAGACUUUUUCUUUUGUAUAAGGCAACUGAUAAAUGUUGGCAUAAUAAUGAUAAUAAUUCUGCUGGGCCCCUGCUAGUAUGCAGUAUCCUUGGUCCUUAGCUGCCUCUGCCUCUUGCUUGGUGCUCUCCCCUGUCAUUUCAGGGCUUUUGUAUCACCAUUGCAUCAUCCCUCAUGGUGUUGAUGCAAGCUGGUGCACUACUCCCCUCCAGCAUCAGGGCUAUCCUGCCUCUUCUCUGCAUCGCAUGACUUCCGGGUGAAAUGAGAAGUGUGUGGCCUUUCUCCUGCUGCUGUGCCUUUACCAUCUUGACUUCCCCAGCUCCAGCAGGGUUUCUCUGCACAGUUUGGGGCCCUCAUCUUGCCUGCCCCUUUGUAACUGGACCUGUGUCCUGGACCCAGGGCUGUGCUGCUGUACUACUUCCCAAAUUCUGUGCCAAGAGAGUUACGCUGUGCCAUCUGAUUCAAAUUAAAAAAACAAACUGGGCAAAAGCUGUUCAAUAUUUCUUUAAUAGUAAACACUUAGGAUGUUUUUUGUGUGUGUGUGAGCUUUUAUGGAAAGCCACAGUUGAGAGAACUCUGAAAAUGGAUUUUCACUGGAACAAGGAAAUGUUCUGCAAAUGUCCUGAUCUAAAUAGCUCACAUUUUGACCCAUUGCUGUUAGCGGUUGGUGCUGGGCUUGGUGUCUGUCCAAUUGCUCCACCCACCAGCUUUCAACUUCCUCUUUCUUUUCCCUCUAGGGUCGGUGGGGCUUCCACUGCCCGGAGUGCAAGUGCGCAUAGCCUCAGAAAGCUCGCAAAAGGAAGGCCCUGCCUACACCAUCCAUGCUGAAGGCGAUGAGAAUGGCACAAAGGUAUUAACAAACUUGUGCAGAGGACAGGAAGGGCAAAGAGGUUAGGAAAGGGUUAUUUUUUCCUGUCCACUUUGGUCCCCUUGCCAGGAGGAGUGACGUAUCACUGAUGCUACUUUGGGGGCAGUUGGUGUUUUCUUCUUUUUGUUAGGUGGAGAGGCAAACUCAGCUUAUGUUUCUGAGUAGGCCUAGGCCCCCUGAACGCAUGUGGUGAAUACUGGAAAGGGGCCAUAGCUGAAAGCCAGAGCACCUGCUUUGCAUGCAGAAAGCCUCCACUUCAGUUCCUGGUAUCUCCAGUUAAAAAGUGGGUCAAGCAGGAGGUGAUGGGAAAGGUUUAUCCGCCUGAAACCCUAGAGAGCCACAGCCAGUCGGAGCUCACAGUACUCUGCUAGAAGGCGGCUUCCUCUGUUCCUACUAUAAUACUGAUUCAAAUGGUGAACCUCCAAAAUGUUGUUUCUUGGUUCAACCCAACCUGGACAAAUGCCAGCACAUUCAGAAGACCAGCUGAGCACUCUAGAAUCUACCAGGAAAGUUAACUCAGAGGAGCUUGGCCACGAAAGAAAUGGUUGCAUAAAUCACUUAUUUAGUCUUUGGCCUGGCAUGCUCAUCUAUCUAGCUAUCUAGCUAUCUAAUAUAAAUAUAAACAUUUUUCUAGUAAAGAAAGCCAUACAUGGCAGAACAAAUUUCUACAAAUUUAGCCAAUGAUUUUAAUCUUUUAUCUCUUUUGCAAGAAGGCAGUUUGGUCAAUCAUGCAUUUCUCCAGGUCCACUUGUGCUGGAGGUUGUGCUGUGGGUGAUUUCCAGACAGAAGCAGUGCUCAUUCGAGCUGACAUUAACAGGCCGCCCAUUCCUCGCUUCGCUGCUGCUCCCCUCCCUAAACCCAUCGAUUUUAUUUUUUUGCAUUUUCUUUUUAAAGGCUGGAACCAAAAUAAGUUAUGCAAAGUGAUGAAAAUGCUUCUCUUUGAAAAAGUUGGGGUUUCUGGUUGUGGAAUUCAUACUCUCUCCCCUUUCAUUCUGCCCCUAUCAGCCACAUCCACAAGAGGGCAUUAUCACUAAUGCAGCAACUUUAUAAUAGCAAGAGAAAUCUUAUUGCUGUGCUACUGCUUGCCCAAAGCACAAGAAAAUAACAGGUUUUGGGUUUGGUGCGUUACAGAAAAGUAGGCACCUGGCAGAUAUAUCUGCAAAGCAAAUUUCAAAAUUGGAUCAGAAGAAGCUGCCUUAGACCUGGUCAGACUCUGAAGGGUCCAUCUAGUUCAGCACCAUCAAUUCUGACCAGCAGUGGAAUUAUAGUGUUUCAAACAGGGAGUCUUUCCCAACCCUACCUGGAGAUGCCAGGGAUUGAACCUGGGACCUCCUGCAUGAAAAGCAGGUGCUCUGCCACUUCCCAUGGCUCUUCCUCAUAAUUGGGACACCUGCAGAAAAACGGUCCAGUCCCUAGUUGCUGCCUGAGGAAUGAAGGAACACCUGGAGCAGCAUCCCAGAUGAUGAUUUGAAAUAGUGGAUGGGCUCAUGUGGUAGAAGGUGGUCCUUCAAAAAUGUUAUGAAUUACCAGUUGUUGCUUAGAAUACUUCCUUCCUCCAGCUGAGGAUUUUUCUUUAGAACUCCAAUGUUUGGACGUGGUCUAACUUACUUGAGCGUUUGCUUCUGUAAUUCCUGCCUCCAGUUUAUGAGAUCCCUAAUUAAACCUGCCUCUCAAAAGAGAGAUAGAGAUAGAAAGUUUAACCCACAGGAUUAAAUUCCAUGGACAAGAUUCUUGCAGUCAUGUAAGAAAGUUGCACUUGGAAGUCCGAGAGCCGUGCGAUAGUGUGCCAAAAGAGCUGAUGUCAUUUGCAAAGCUAGUUUCUGGCGCAGCCCAAAGAUCAAUAAGCUACUUAGCGGGAAGUUUGCUGGCGCUGCCUCUCUCUCCUUUCUCCCACUUUGCUUCAUUAGAGAAACCUCACUCUGAACCUCGGCACCAUCCACAGUUUCCGAUUUGGCUUCAGCGGUUCUUUGGCUUCAGUGAUUAUUAACCUCCAUCCCAUACUUUUGCCCUUGAUAUACGCUUGAAGGAGGGCAAGGAUCAGCAUCAAGCCCCACUGCGCUGUUGCUAAUAGUUCCUUUUAAAAGUAUAUUUUAUGCGAUAUUAUAUAUUAUUGCGAUUUAGUGCCUUUAUAAUACAAGUAAGAAAACUAUAAUGCACAAAUUUCCAGAGCGGUAGCUGCAUUAGUGUCUUGUAGCAAAAACACUCAGAUCUUUGUGGCACCUUUAAGAUGACUAUCUUUAACUCUUGAGAAUGGUUCCCUGCCUCACUGAAGGUGUUAAUAUAAUCAUUUCAGCAAUUAUCACUGCUGUUGUAAAAGGUUACAAGUGUGCCUGUUUAACAGAUAUUUAAGCUUUAAUUAUCACUGGCUGUAAUUUUUGCAUCUCAUUGCCAUUCAGCUCCUGCCCUACCGUUUUUCUCCUUUGUAUACCUGUCAACUCAGAUGUCAUUUCAUGUCUCUGACAGAGUGGUCUCGAGUCCACAAAACCUUAUGCUGUAAUAAAUUUGUCAGCUUUUAAGGUGCCCAAUACUCUUUUGAUUAUAAUACAGAAGCAGUGGGUGAUAACUAUUAGCCUGGAACUUGGUUGUUCCUCACACACAUAUAUUUAUAUAAACCAUGGUUAUUUAAAAUGGUUUUAUUCUAUAUGUUAAUGAUGCCUGAACUGGUGGUGACUAGCCAGGGAAAGAGCUCGUGGAGUCAUGGGAGAUAUGAAAAUGUUGGCUCUGUGUACUGCAGUUAAAAGUAGAAAAGGGCAACCAAAAUGCUCAAGGGGAUGGAGCAGCUCCCCUAUGAGGAAAAUUUUGGGACUUCUUAGUUUAGAGAAAAGGUGAGUAGGAGGAAAUUAUGCAUGGCAUGGAGAAAGUGGACAGAGAAAACUUUUUCUCCCUCUCUCAGUAAAAUUCAUAGACACCCAGCGAAGCAAAAUGUUGGAAGAUUCAGGGCAGACAAAAGAAAGUACUUCACGCAAUAUAUAGUCGAACUCACUCCUGCAGGAGGCAGUGAUUGCCACCAACUUGGAUGGCUUUAAAAGAGGAUUUGACACACUUUCAUGGAGGAUAAGCCCAUGAUAGGGCUGUGCUCCGCCUCCUAUCACAGAGGCAGUACAGUCAGACCCCACCCCCCAUUUAUACACGUUCUGUAUGUGUGUGACUACACACACAGACAUCACACCAAACCCAGAAGUGAUCCAAAAAGUCACAUAAAGGGACGGAAUGGAGCUGGGGCAGAACGGUGUGUUUUCAGGCCUCUUCAGUGGUGUUUCAAAUAUAAGUGAUUUCACUGGCACGUGCAGUGCCUCGGAACGUAGUAGUAGUAGUAGUAAUAAUAAUAAUAAUAAUAAUAAUAAUAAAUAUUUAUCCCUUCCCAUCUGGCUGGGUUGCCCCAGCCACUCUGGGCGGCUUCCAACACAUAUAAACACGUAAUAAAACAUAACCCAGAACGUUUGUGUAUGAAAAAGUACAGGAUUUCAGCAGGUAAUCACUAGUCAUUCCCCAACUGGAAAUGAAGUGGCAUGACUGCUAUGGAACUUUUGCAAACGGCAUGACAUAUAACUGCCCUGGCCCCAGUACAAUCGUGAGCGCAAAUCAUUGUGAACGCAAAAUCACAAUAAAAAGGACAUCUGGAGGGGCUCUCUAAUUUUAUCAGCAUUGAGGGGCAGGAAAGGGUUAAUCCCCCCUUUCUUCUUUGUUGCUCAGCUCUGGAUAUUUCAUCUUGCUUUGUUCACUGGGAUGCAUAUUUCAUAGGCUGUAGCUUCCCAGCUGGCAGGAGCUUGCAAACUCUUGGAGCAUAGCGGGUAUUGUCUGUCUGUUUGUUUGUUUAUUUUUAAAGCCGCCCCCCCAAACUCCGCCACCAUUCUCCCCCUCCCCUUAAAAAGGGGAAAAGAAAAGAAGCGCUUGCUUAGAUCCAAGAGCCGAACUCUGAGCCUUGGCAGUGGGGCGCUGUCAGCAGAUAAAACGGGCUCUGCAGCUGCACAGAAAUGCCACGUCUCCUAACUGGGAGAUUUUUGAGAGUGAGCAGUUUUGUUGCUACAGGGGCUUCAGGAAGAGAGGAAGCAACAUGUGACUAGAUGAGUGGCGGAGCACACUCUUCCCAACUUUAAUUCAUGCCAUCUCCCAUUUUUAAAAAGAAGAAGAAGAAAGGGCCAUGGAGCAGGUGACACCAAAGGCCUCUCUCUACCUGAGCCCCCGGAGAGCUGCUAUCAAUCAGAACAGACUGCACUGGCUUUGAUCAGGGCUGGGGAACCUGUGGCCAUCCAGAUGUUGCAGGAGCAUAACUCUCAUCAUCCCUCACAACUAGCUGUGGAAGUUGGAGUCCAUGGGGGGCGCAGGACCACAUGUUAUUCCCCGCCCCCCUCAACUGAGAUGUGCAAAUAGUCUGACCUUACUUCCUACGUAAUUGGAGAUGCUAGGAUUGAACCAGUGGGGUUUAGUGGUUAGAGUAUUGGCCUAGGACUAGGAAGACCUGGGUUCAAAUCCCCGCUCAACCAUGAAGCUCACUGAGUGCCCUUGGGUAAGUUGCACACUCUCAGGAUAACCUACCUCACAGGGCUGUUUUUAGGAUAGAAUGGGGAAGGGGGGGAAACAGUGCAUGCCCCCUUGAGCUUCUGGCGGAAAAGUUGGGAUAUAAUUGUAAUAUUAAAUAAAUAAAAUCUGGGGCCUUUUGCAUGCAAGGCAGGUGCUCCAGCUAUGGUCCCUCUGAGAAACUAUGCCCUUCCAAGGAGCCCAGGACUGCCACACCUCAUAUUGGACUCCAUUAUUUUUUUUCAAGGCCAGUGCAAAUGGAUGCACCAAGAUGCAUCUUGAAGAGCUGCGCUGGAGCUGGAUUAAAUAUUUAGCAAAUUGUGAGUGCAGGGAAUGUUUCCUUUCCAGUGGUGAGCUGGUUAGAAAGAUUAGCAAAGUGGACUUUUCCCCCCAAUGAAAGGCUGCUGCAUUCUGCAUUACUCAGCAGAUGGCAUUUCCCUGCAGGGGUGGAUGGAGGAGAGAGUAGCAGCAGGCUGGUCCAGAGCCAAAACUUGGCCUUGUGGCCUCUGGGAGAGCCCAUUUUCUGUGGGACUGGUGGUUUUGUGGAUGCUAAGAAGGAGGCACCACAAAUGAUGCAGAAGGGUAUUGUCUUUUUGAUUGGCAUAGGCCAUUAGUUUUUCCAGUGUGUGUUUUUAGUGUAUGAUUUCAUUCUGUUAACCUGCUCUGCUGUUUUUUGGAGGUGUUGUUGUAUUUGGGAUUUGAUUUUGUAUGUUCAUUUACGGCAGGGAUUUUGAAUCAUAAGAAGUAGAAAAUGCAUUUGCGGUCGCCUAAUCCAACCCCCUGCUCAGUGCAGGAUCUGCUACACAGGAUGCAACUAUAUAACUCCUGACAGGUAGCUUGUCCAUCCUCUGCUUUAAGUUUUUCCUGCAAAGGAGAACUUAACACCUCCUGAGGUAGGCAGUUGCACAGUCAAACAGCUCUUAUCAUUAGGGCUUUUUAAAAAAAAAAAAAAAAAACACCCUAAUGCCUAACUCUGCUUCCUCUACAAUUUUACACUCAGCUGCUCUUGUUCUCUGGAGCAACAGGGCACUUCUGCUUCAUCCUCUGUCCUUCAGAUAUUUGAAGACGGCUGUUUGUAUUCUCUUCUCUUCUUCCUAGGACCAUUUGCUGUGUUGGGUUGCCUGUUUUUACCUUUUAUAAGCCACGUGGUGAUUGUUUGUGUGUGUUUUAAGCAGAAAAGUAGAGUAUAAAUAAAUAAAGGAUAGACUGGCAUACGAAUAGGCAGGCUUUUGAAUUCCCAGUAUGACAGUUUCCUCUUCUGAUCUCUCUCAUCUCCGAGGCAUGCCUGUGAAUUAAAAUUAAUCACCUCUUUAAAACAGAAUAGACAAUGAUUUAAACCAUGCAUGGGAAUUUCUGGGUCAUUCCAACUGCCUCCAAUUCCCCACUUGUGAGCACUGAAUGUCUUGAGGAAUGCAAAUUGGUUCAGUUCCACGAGCAAAAAAUUGGGUUUUGGACUCUCUGCUUUUAGAUUUGUGUGUGUGUGUGUGUGUGUGUGUGUGUGUAUACACUCACAUACAUACAUACAUACAAACAAAAACUAGAUCACUUGGCUAUUGCAUUACAGAUUCUUUACCCAUGCAAAUGAAGUCAUUAUUGAUGAUUUACAGAUUGGGCCAAGUAUUUAGGAUCUCUCUCCCGUAUGCUUCCUCUCCUUUCUCCUCCUCCUCUUCUCAUUUCGUUUUCUCCCUUCAUUUUUUAAAAAUGUGAAACCUCCCAAAAUGAAAAGCGAAUUGAUUGCAUUAUUCUAACCCUCCUUUAUGAAAAGUUACCGUUGCAAAGCCAGAUGUGAAAUGUGGCUGUUGCAGAUUACAGUCUGGGCUCUGGGUGACUUUUUUCUUCCCUCUUCUUCUCAUCCUCGGUGUCGUCUCCCCAAGGAGCUGAAAUCUGCCUUCUCUCCAGCAGGAGGGAAAUGGCGCUGCCUUGCAAUUGCCUUCUGUAGCCUCUGCUGCAGGACACGCAGCUCGUAGCAGAGAUAAUGCCGCUUGUGCGGAAAGGGGGCUUAUGGGGGAAUUUUUAAUUACAAAUGGGUAUGAGGGACCAGGUUGCCUAGGAGAUGGGUAAUGUGCUGCUGAGCGUUUUACUACUAGCAAAUCUGCCAGAAUAGACGAUUAAAAGUUUAUUGCUUUAUCUGAUGCCUGGAUUGGUGGCCUUGUGAAAAAUAAGCCCCUUUGCUCUUAGCUCACCCCUUGCAGAGCCACGGCAGCAGGCAGGAUGCCGCUGGCCAAGUGGCGCCUGUGCCCCAGGGCACAGGUGAGGUGUGCUUAUUGCAGAAGGCAAAAAGAGGCUGGCUGCCUCUGCCUUCCUCUGCUACUACUUUUCCCUGUGGGGAGCUGGCAAGCGAGGGUCCCAUUUCUGCCAGCUUGUGUAGUAUGACUGGUUUCGCCAUCAUUCUGUUGAGGCUAGGAAGCUGUGUGGCGAGGCAAAGGCAGGUUAAAGGCAAAGUGUCCUGAAUUAACAGGGAAGCUAUCCAGCAAGAAGUCAUGUUGGAAUACAGGUGGCUGGACAGAAGAAGGUGUCACACCAGCAACAGUCAGGCAGCAAGUGACCAAUUUCUUCACCUGCCCAGUCACACCCAUCCUGUUGUGGAAUAACAGCAGUAUCCUGAUCCAGAUUACGCGUUGAUUGGUUGUUGCUUCGUUCUUCUGCAUAGUUCUGAUUCCGACAGAUGAGCUGGGCAUGAACAGGUCCUGACACAGGCAAAUGGUUCUCCUUUUGUACAGAAGGUUGAACUGAAUAACUUCUGUGGACAGCAUCCUCUGGAUGACAACUCUUGUUCAAGGCAUGCACAAGAAUAUAAGAAGAGUCCUGCUGGGUCAGGACCGAAUGCCCAUGUAGUCCAGUGUCUUGCUUCCCACAGAGACCAGCUCGAUUGCUCUGGGGAAUCUCCCAGCAGGGUAUGAAGGCACUGUGGCAACUGGUAUUAAGGGGAACUGGGAAGUUCCACACAGCCAUCCCUCCCCCUCACAGCAGACUCAGGUGGUAAGUGCCAACAGAAAUUAAUCAAAAAUGGGGCCAACUAGAAGGAGGUGCCAACUAGCUUGGGAGAACUCUUGAAGUUUGCAGAAGUACAAAAAUUACUUUAAAACAAACCAUUUUUAGCCCCCCCCCCAGCAAAAAAAAAAAAAAAAGUCCAAGAAGGACUGAGCAGCCAAGGAAUGUUGAGUGUCUAUUUACAAAGAAAGACAUCCUAGAAGAGGCUGGCUGGAACCUAGAAGGUGAGCACUGCUGUUAGUCAUGAGAGGUGAGGACCUGCAACCCAAAUAUUGCAGCGUAUCUUCCUCCCAUUAAUAAGACUUGCUGCCCAUGAAUUUGUCUAAACCAUCUGACCUUGUGGAAGUCAUAACACUUUCUGCCUGUGAAUUCCAUAAAUAGAUCACACACAGUUUUGAGAAUGUGGACCUUUGCAGUGGUGGUGGUGGUGCCUUGUGGUUUGCUAUUGGUGAGCCCUUGGCUAAUGUGGAUUUAACCUCUCUCCUCUGGUCAAUUCCACCCCCCAUCCUUGGCAUCAAUAGCAUAUACCGAAUGUUAUGCACCCAACUGCCUGUGCCUGUUCCACAGCAUGGCAGAUGCUGUAUGGCCAGUGUCACGUAGCCGUGUCAAACCAGGAGGGGGGCACCGACUAAGAGCUCCCUACUGUUUUUUUCGCUCUGAUUAGAAAUUGUUUAUGCAGAUUUCUGAUUUUUGUUAAGCAAAUGGAUUAAUAAAAUGACUCAUUUAUGCAGACGGCACAAGCAGAAAUGAUUUUCUCCUGCUUAACUCCCCCCCCCCCGCCAAGAAGAAACUUCCUAGUAUUCCUUAAGUACUUUGAUUCAGGUAAUCAUUUAAUUGCAAAUAUAAACCAGCAGUGCAAACCCUUUGCAUUUUUAACCAGUGCCAGGCGGUGAUGAUGGUGGGAGUGGGAAUAUGCCAUUCUGGAAGUGCUUCUUUAAAAUUUAAAUUUUAUUGCUUUUUCUGCGUGCCGCCGCCGGUGAUCUUGGAGAGCACAGCUGGUGCGUUUACAACCACGUCCCACUAGGAAGAUUAGCAUUUUUUAAAAAAACUUUUUGCUGCCUUUGCUUGUUCUUUGCAGGGAAUGCUGGUGCCCAUGCAUGGUGCCUAAGCUUGACUCUCCUCUAGAGCAAGGGCACAAUCCGAUAGGGAGCAUCUCCUGUGUAAGCAAAUGGCAUAAGUGCCCAUGGUGCCGUGAAUUUUUGAGGGACUCUCGUGGAUUGCAAAGGGACUUGCACAGGAGAUGUGCCCAACAUGUUACGUCCAAGGACAGUAAGUGAUCUUGGCUAUCUAAAUUUCAUGAUAUGCACCUCAGCACAGGGCUUUUUACCUGGCAACUGGCAGCAUCUCCCAACCAGAGGAGUUCCCAGAGGCCAUGGUCUGCUGAACAUACAAAUUUCCUUGGUGGUGGAUCUGACAGUCUCCUCUAGCAUUCUCUCCAGUAACGGUCAGCAUGAAGCAGGACACCAGGGGCUUCCCUUUGGUUUGUCUCCAUCUUUUGUUGCCCAGAGGAGGUAUGCUUCAGUCUUUAAUGAGAACUGCCUGAAAUAAUGUUAGAAGAGCCCUUCUGGAUGAGGCUGAAGGUCGCAGGUAGUCGAGCAUCCUCUUUCACACAGUGGACAAACAGGUGCCUCCAGGAUGCUCACAAGCAGGACACAAGAGCAAUAGCCCUCUCCUGCUGUCAGCCCACACUAUUGGAUGUACAUCAGAGUGCCAUAUAGGUAUCACAGCUAAUAGUUAUUUGAUUUGAUUACAUUUAUAUCUCACCUUUUCCUCUAAGGAGCUUGACUACUUGCUUCUGAUAUCUGGAAUCCCAAGGUGUACCUCCUCGGUGCACAGAAUUUCCAUUUAAUUAUUGCAGCUGAUGGAUACAGCAGUGUCAGCACGCAAAUGCAGAGCAUCUAGUGGCCAGUGAAUGGGUGUGUUAGCCAAGGCCUCAGGCAAAGGGCCAUAGCUCAGUGGUAGAGCAUCUGCUUGAGAACCCGGAUUGAAUUCCUGGAGAGCCUCUGCCAGUCAGUGUGGACUAGCACUCAGUAAGCUAGAUAGACCAAUGAAAUGACUUGGCAUAAGUUCACCUGUUCCUUGAGUAGCAUGAAUAAUAGAAUCGUGGAGUUGGAAGGGACCUGAAGUGUCAUCUGGUCCAACCCACCUGCAAUGCAGGAUUUCCACUAAAGCAGCCCUGACAGAUGCCCUUCCAACCUCUGCUUAUAAACAUCCAAUGAAGGAGAGUCUACCACUUUCCAAUGGAGUCUGUUCCACUGUAACUUACAAGAAUAUUGGGCUUAUGCAAAUGUUACAUUUAGACAUAGACAUCCUGUAAAACAAGUGAAGACCAUAACAUUGCUGGGCCAGAGCAAAGGUUGUCUAGCCAAGUCCUUUGCCUCCAGCAGCACUGAUGUCCAUCUCCAGUUUCUCUGCUGCAGUUUUUUCAGGGCAGCAGGCUUUAGGGCUAUCCUAGAACUCACCCGUAAACAACUGAGCCUUGCCUGGGGAAAGUAUCAGAGAAAAGCUCUCACCUCUCUACUAGCCACCUUGGCUGCCUGCUAAUAGAGAGGUAAAAUUGAAGCAUUGAAAAUAUGCAUUUUAUAAUCACCCGGAUUUAUUCCUUCAGAGAGUUUAUUACAACCUUUUUAUUUUCAUGCGUGGCAAAUGUAAUCUUAUCUGGCGCGCCGGCUGGCCUAGCUCAGCUUGCUGAAUCCGUUUUGCGGCGGAAAGCUAUCAAACGCCAGUCUUCCAGGGCACACCGUGUCUGCAUGUUAAAGUUGCUUGAACGCAUUAAAGCAGCUGAAACGUGCAUUAAAAUAUGGCACUUGGAGAAUAGGAUAUCUAUGCAAUUAGCCAUCUGAUGCUUUCAACAGCUGCUUGUAAGUUAGAUCCGGUGUAUCAACAAAAGGGUACCUUGGAGAUUUUGAAGAAGAAAGGAAAGCAAGCUUACUGGCUGCAGAAGAAGCCCUCCAUUGGGAACUUCAAGGGGUUGUUGUUGUUGUUGUUUUGAAGGGAUGUCAAGUUUGUGGAUGUGCCAUAGAUGCACAAGCAUCUUGAACCUCCAUUUUAAACACACACACACACCCCGGCCUUUCUGCCUCUCCCCCACCCCACCCCCUGCCACCGCCUGUAGUGUUCAGGCAUUGCAAGCUGAUAGUGCCAAACUGGUCCACAUGUUCCCAGGCACUGGGGAGCACAGCUACGAACCCUGCGAGUUCAAGAAGCAAAAUCCUAUUAAGAUAACGUCACGGGUUUUCUGUUUUACUGUUUGCAAGCCAGCUGUAGUAUCGCAAAAUGGCACAACAGGGAGGUGCCUGCUGCCAAGGAGCUGUGCUGUAGAUAAGAUGGGGGGGGAGCAUUGAACCUCUGCUAGAAUCCAAGUUCAGGUGAUAAGGAAUUUGGAACCCAUCCAGCCUUUUGAUUCAGACAAGCAGGGGUGCACAAACUCCGCUGAAACUCCCUUUUGCCCACCUGGCUGGGGAAUUGCGCUGUUGCUACCACUAUCCCCACACCAUAUUCCCAGGACAUACGACAUGCUGCAUUUAAAUAAAAAUAAAAAUGAAAGGGUCAGCUUGUUCUGCUCACUGCAGUGCAAGAUGACACAUUAUGUAGGUCAGCAGCACUUGGGUCGUUAUAUUUCCAGAAACUCCAGGAGAGCUGGGGAAGGCAGGAUCUGAAGCCUGGUCAUCUUCUGCACACAUCAGCACUGUCAUGAAGAGUCAGCAGUCUGGGACUUGGCUAUCCACAUCCGGACGCUGACCUUCCAUCUUUGCUCUAGGACCGGUAUUGUGAAUCAGGAUAGGUCUGAGAAGGCUGCAGUUGCUCCGUCAUGCAGGUGCCUUGGGAGGGUCAGGAUCCCCUUGCUUCAUUGCUAGAGUGCAGCUUUUUUUGGGUUGAUGGGUGCAAGCAACUUGUGCUAGCAGUGGAGUACAUGGCAUCUCUGUUUCCCCAGGUGACCCCAGGUUUGGACGACAAAGAAGGGGAGCUCUUUGUGAAGGGGCCUACGGUAUUUCUGGAAUACUGGAACAGACCUAAGGAGACCAGGGAUGCCUUCACUCCUGACGGCUGGUUUAAAACAGGUACCUUGAUUGGGGAGGUGCUGAAGCACCUCACUUUGCAUGCAGAAGAUUCAAUUCCUGGCAGCACCUCCAGUUAAAAAUGUCAGGUAGCCAGUGGUAGGACAGUCCCUUCUGUAACUGAGACCUUGGAGAGCCACUGCCAGCCAGAGAGAUGAGAUGGACAGAGUAACUGACCUGACAUAAGACUACUAACUACAUUUUUUAUAGGACCCCCAAGUGAGAGAGUCUUAGUGCGAUGUGCCCUGUGGCAAGACUCCUCUACAUUGGUUCAUGGCACAAGACUAUGGGAAAGAUCUUCAGCCCUGGUGUGUUUGGCUGGGAACCAGGAGCUGAUGCAGCGCUUGCGCCUGGCUGCUGCUCGGGCAAAGUUACUGGACUAGUGUUAGUAAUAUUGAUAUAUUAAUACAGGAGUAGACAUCGUGGUGUCCGCCAUCUCCAACAGCCCCAGCCAGCGUCACUAAUGAUCAGGGAUGAUGGGAGUUGUAAUUCAGCAACAUCUGCAGGGCACCGUGUUAGCUAAGCAUAAAUUAAUAUAUCAUUUAUAUCUCUUGUAUGCAAAUAACUCUGGACUUGCCUAACUCAAUUUGCCCUUGCAACAAGUCAAGAGUAGCAUAGUUCCCAUUCAGUGUCCACUUACCUUUCCUGUUCCACGUUGAGCAGGGAUUUGAACCCAAGCCCUGCUGGGACCUCCUUGUGUUCUGUCUGCAGCAGUAAUAUGGUUAAGUGGUGUUUUGCUCAUAGGGUUCAGUCAAGGAUUCUCCACUGAUCAUAUGAACCCUUGGCUGAGUUGGGUCUCAGGAACUAAAUAUCCCCACCCCUGAUGGGGACGCCAUACAGUUGUGCCCUAAAAAUGGAAUGGUUCCUUCUGCUAGCUCCAUCCCUCAGCAGAGCCUUGGAAUGUAGGGGGACCUGUUAAGAGUUACAUUUUGGCCUCUUAAGUCUCUUGACCCAAAGCCGUCUUGUUUUUGACUCUUUCCUAUUCCUGUUACUAGCAACAGUGUAAGUGUAUACACAUAGGACAUUUGUUCUCUCUUCGUUCAGCCCUGGUUAUCAUUAAUCUUGUAGGCUGUAGAAAGCUUGGGUGUCUGGUUAAUUUCAUUCCUGUCACUCAGUCUAUUCCCACCCCUGCCCAGGUCUUUGUUUGCACACAGGGGGCACUUCCUUUCUGUAUCGCUGCUUGUUUAAUGUAAUUUGGGCUGAGGAGGAAUGUGAGAGGAAGACAACUAUCAUGCAACAUGGCACCAAAUAAAAUGAGCUGCAAACCAACAAUGUCCCCAGUUCAAAUCUCGCUGUGAUAGUUUGCUGAGUGUUCUUGAUCAAGUGGCUAUCAGCGUCUCAUCUGCAGUAUCAGAAUAAUAUGCUGGCCUACCAUGCAGGCCUGUUGUAUGGAUUACAGCAGGAUAACAUAUGUGAAGCACUUUGGACAGUAAAAUGCUAUAUAAUAAUAACAUUAAUAACCGACUUAAGUGCUUCAACCUGACUUUCUGGUGCCUUCUCUGUGGCUUUACUGUGUGUGUUCUAUUCAUUUUGUGGUUGGGUGGUUGGUUUUGUGACUUAAAUGAGAGCUGCAGUUUGGCAAGUUUUGCUCAUGCCGCAGUCCUCCUGUGAGCAGCGAGAUUUUGCGGCUUGAUGUUAGUGGGCAAUGCAGCAUUGUGGGGCAAUCCGUUAAAAAAAAAAAAAGAACGAAAGGAUUUUUAAAAAGUUGACCCUCCUGAUGAAUAUUUCAGAUGCAAACGAAUGGCAUGCAUUAAUUAUUGUAAAGAGAUGUCUUUAGGAGAAAAUGAUUUUGAAAUUCAGUUUAAUUUCAUUGUAAUGCAUUGCAAACAGGAAGGGAGUAUGUGUGUUUAAUUGGCUCUCGGGGGUAUGGCCUGGAAGAUGCCAUGCCUUUGUCACAGACCAUUAGCGAUACAGACUGCAUAAUGAGAAACUACAAUCAGCUCACAGCUGCUGGCUCCUACGGGGAGAGAAUGAUAUUAAAUGGAAAUCAGUAUAAAUUAAACUUAACCCUUUCGCUGGGCAAAUUUUAACUUCCAAGCAAGAAAUGCUGGCAGCGGGGUGGUGGUGGGAGAAAAUGACAGCUCUUCUGAAUUAGAGGCAAGUUGGAGAAGCCUCAGAAGCCACCCUCCGUCCUACCACUGUUAAUCUCAUUUGACACAGAGUGAUGGCAUUUUGAUUGUUUCCCUCUGGUUGCACCCCACCUUCCCCUCCCCCCAAUUUUCCUCCUGUCCCCUUUUGGAUCUUUGGAAAAAAAUAUAUGGUAGGCAACAUAUUUCCAGAGCUGACACCUCUUGAUCCACAGUGAGAUGCAGGUUUGCAGGUGAGACUGCCUUGUUAGCUAUUCAGAAAACUAUUUUGUAUGGAGGCAUAGGAAGGAAUAUAGGGAAGCUGUCUUUUAAUUGAGCCAGGCCAUUGGUCCAUUAAGCUCAGUAUUGUUUACACAGGCUGGCAGCCAGUCUCCUGGAUUUCAGGCAGGAGCUUUCCUCAGCCCUACCUGGAGAUGCCAGGCAUUUACCCUGGGGCCUUUUCCAUGUAAAGCAUGCAUCACAGUCCUUCGGUACACAAAUGCUUCACUGAGAAAAGACCGGCUCUUCAAACUGAAAGUCAUCCUGAGCUCCCCACUUGUAUUCUGCGGUUUUAGUAGAUACUGUCCUUGUGUCUUGAAACUUGAUCCCUGUAGCAAUGAGGUCUACAAACUUUUUAAAAAAGAAAUUGAGCAAAUACUGAGAUACUCAGAAGGUUGAAUUCUGCUGUUGUGCUGUGGGUGCACAGAACAUACCCAACCAUACACAAAAGACUGAGGAGCAGCAUGCUCUUCCUCUUCUAUCAUUAUGAAUCCCAGAGAGGUACCUACUCCAAAGCAUUUUGUAGCAGCAGCAAAAUGAGUUCUAGAGGAAGCAUUUGAAUGAGUUAAACAGAGUUAAUUACUGCCAUGGUGUUCCAAAGAAUGCAAAUGAAGCAGAUUAUAACUGCAACAGGGGCAUUUACUGACACAGCUCUAUCAUGGCUUGGGGAAAAUACCUUAAAAUCCUACUUGCCAGCAUUAGAGUCUUAACUGCUCGUGCAACCAGGCACUCAGGAUUUUUACAGUCCUAGUCACAGAUAAAGAGAAAAGAUAGAGAAAGGCAGCAGUGAACAAGGGAAGGAACUAUACUCUUACCCAACUUAGGUCUGAAUACGGCCACUUAUGUCCCCCCUUCCCAUCCUGGGCAUGGGGCCCAAUGUGGCAAGGCUGCUGAUGAGGCAUUCUUCAAGGGCAUGUGGAAGCUGGCCCUCAGUUGGGGUGGGAGCACAACUGGAGCAAAGUAAACCUGGCGACGGUGCGCUGCUCUGCCUCUAAUAACUUCUGAGCCAUAAUUGAGCAUUUUGCUUAUUGCUAAUGACAAUCCUAGAAACCAGCAGGUCAGCAAAUGAAGAAUAAUCGCUAGCAGAGAAAGCACAUGCAGAUUCUAACAUGCUGCACUUGGUGAUGGAUUGAGCCACAUUAAGAUGGAGCUCCAGAGUUCUAGGCAGAUAGGGUAGCUAAAGUCUGUCAGGGUCAGAAAGAGAGCUAGAGGUGGGAACAAAUGCCCCAUGGAUAUAAUGGAGGGCUGUUAAUGAUGUGUGUCUGUGUGUGCUUAUUUAUGAAAGGAAAUAAUGCAGCUGGCCUUGGCUCACCUUGCAACUGUUCAGGCUCUUACUUAUAUAAAGAAGCAUCUUCUUCUGCGUCUUGACAUGCCAGUAAACAACCCCACAUAUGAUGAGCUAGCUGUGUGUGAACAACACUCUCCCUGUCAUUGGCUGAGCUUCUGUGGCGUCAUGAAAUGUUCACUAACAUUCUGACUUAUCCAUGGAAUGAUGACAAACUGCGUGUUCCUGUGAGGGAUGUGAAAGGUCACUUUGGUUCAGAUAGACCUUUAUACAUGAGCCCCAUAAAAUGCAAUAAAUGCAGUCCACAUCACGAAGACCACUGUUCUCCACAAGAAGAAGCGACCCAGGUGAAUUCAGUGUAAGUAGUCGCAAAAUCACUCAAGCAAUUACAGGCAGCAUUCUGAAGUUCACGAAGAGUACGGUACUUCCUAAAUUGCAAAGUGCUACGAAAUGGUGGGGCGAAAAGCAGCACUCCUAGCACUUUAGCAUCAUGUCCACGGUUUCAUAAAUCCAACUGUUGCUUUUGUGUUCUCCCAGUACCUUGAAAUACGGACAUAGUCAGCCAGGAGCUUUUCCUGCUGUAACUCUGUGGAAGUGAAUAUAAGAGCGCAGAGUGGCUACACUAGUUUGGUUGAAAGAUGGGCUUUCAUCUUGAGUGUCUAUGUGCAUCCCCCUCCCGCUGUGCAAAGGAUUUCUCCCAAAGGAAAAGCACGCUGUGCAGCAUGAGUGGCAGGGAGAGGCAAGAUCAUAGAGCUAUGUUCUCCCCGAGGAUAGGCUCGCUCCAUUCACAUUUGCCCACACGUCUAGGAAAGUAGAACCUGGGAGUAUUUGGUGAGAUUUAUUUUCAAUUACAGGUUGAGGCAGAGACAUGACAUAGUGCCGACUUUGAAAGUGGUGCAUAAAUCCUGCAAGCAAAUCCAUGUAUAUCAGCUCCAUAUAAUAAGACUUUAUUGAUUGCUAUAUUGUAUCUGUCAGAAUAAAACUCCCUUAAUGCCUGCAUCAGGGCCAGGAAGAUAGAGGCCUUGGCUGGUAACGGAAUCUGAUUCAAGAAUCAAUGCAGUUUGAUUAAUAUGUCGUUAAGAAAGUAAGAGUUAUUUAACUUGUUUGAUGCGGGCUUUAAACCGAUGACUCAUUUCUAUUAAGCUCCCCUGCUUUUGAGCUGUGCAGAAAACAUAAAUGCGAUCAAUGUUGCUCUUUUGCAUGUAACCAAAUCCUGUAUUUUGGUAUUCAGAGUUUAUAUUACAGUUCCUUUUACGGAAGUCCCAGUCUCUACCUCUCAAAUGCAUUUCUUAUAGGUCCAAAAUAAAUAUUCGCAUACCCUAAGCUUCCAGGGCUGGCCCAAGACAUCUUGCAGCCUGAGGCAAAGGAUAAGAUGGUGCAUGCACACACAGGGGAGUUGACCGGACUAGUGGUUGAAUCUUGCCUGAACACAGAUGAUGGGACAACAUUGUCCAUGAUACCUGAGGGUAGCAAGCUAGUUUAUGGAGCCCAGGAGAGGUUGUAUAACACACAGUGAUCUGUCUUCCAGUCAGGGGGAUACAGUCCCACUGCCCAGCUUCUGUAGCCUGCAGCAGUUACCUCUCUUCCUAAUAGUGGGGCUGCCUGGCAAGUUUCUGCAAAUGCAUUGUGCACCACACAGAACAGACUGCUUGAUUUCAUCAUUCUGAUAAUCUUAAUUGUUGUUUCUAAGUAGCGAAGGCACCCAGAGGAUGCGAUAAUUUUUUUCCUGCUAUUUCUGCAGUUUUCUGCUUUUCUACCCAACAGUCUCAGACAUUUUGCAGGGCACCUUGAAUAUCAUUGCCUUUAGGGAUCGCAGCUGUAAAUCAGACACAUUUUGGAGUGUGGAUUGCAGUGUGGAUGAUUCCAUUGUUUAGGUAGGAUGCAGGUUCUGUCUGUUGCUUUUCACAUUUCCCCAAAUUUGGAUGCUGCCCGCUGCUGGUGGACUGUGAGCACAAUUGACAGAAUACCAAAAAGGAGGCAGUGGGGGAUUUUCAAAUCAUGAACAUGGCACUAAUGUGCAAUGAUAUUUAUUUUUAAAUCUAACAUUUCUUAACACUUUGCAGUUCAGGAACUACUAAAGCAAACAGCUGUCACUGUAUUCCUCAUGAGCCUCAGAAUAUAUUUUCACAGCAGAUAAUUCCCCCUUCACCUAAAGAAAGUAAAUCUGGUAGAGUCCACAUAAUUAUCUGCACCUGUGGAACUACUUGGCAGUAUCCACUUCAGUCAUUGAUGGAUUUCCUUGUGGCAGGUCAAGUUUAAAAAUGUUUAGACCCUUGAAGGCAACCGACCAGGACUUCUGGCAGUCCAAGGGCAGAAUGCCAGUGCUCUGCCAAACUCCUGGCCCUCCCCCAAUGGCUCAUAGAAGAAGGAUAAAUUAUGCAAGAUUUGCAGAUAUGCCUGAUUUGCAGAAUCCAUUCAGGUGUAGAAUAGAUGUCAUAUUGGCACAGAAUUUCAAUCUGUUCUGUGGUUAGCCCUGAAGGUUCUGUUCAUUCCCCUGUGAGUCCUUUUGCCCUUCAACCCUAAGAGGAUAGAAGAGCAAAAAAACAAAACAAAAACACCCCUUUGCUUGAGCUUGGCUGGUCUUGUUCUGUUCCCUUCAAUGCCAGCUAGCACAGAGAAGGUUAAGCAGAUGGCACGCCGCAAUACUACACUGAGUUGGCAGUGGCUUUUUCUGGCUCCUUCCAAUCCCCAGAGAGAAGCAGGUGUUCCCCACUCCGGGGUGGGCAUUUGUUUCCAUUCAUGGGCGUUCACACCUGAGAUAGAAAUCACUUGCGCCUGUUCGGCACAAGCUAUAAAUAGGAACAUGUCUAAUUAAAAUCCUAGCAUGCAAUAUUUUCCCCAUGUUUGUUUACAUUGUCUCUCCCAGUCAUAAAUUCGAUUAAUACUAUUUUUUUGUUUUAAAUUAUUGCUUAAUUAUGAGCUCCUGCAAAUGUUGCAUAUGACUUAUCAGCAGGGUAAGCCCGCUGCAUGAAAUACACACGCCCAAGGCUGGGAAGAGGGAGAGCUUUCUAGUAGCCAGAGGUUGAGAUCCAGAGAGUGGCCUGGUGGGAUGAUGUGAUUAACUCAGAUGGACUGGGAAGAUCUGCUUAGCCUUGACCUCUAGGAUUAUGUCUCUUUUGACAUAUCCUUGCCUAUGGAUGGUCCCCUAACUUAAUUAGCUCCAGCAGCAAGGAACUGUACUCUAGCUUUGCCCAGGGAUGGGAACAUCUGGCUUAGGGGUCACGUGCAGACCUCAACUUAAUUUCCUGUUGGUGGUGGGGGAGGGACAGGAACGGGGGCAGGGCUUGCCCACCACUGGCUCUGCCCCUGUCUAUCACUGGCACACAGUCCCCAGUAGAUUUCUCACAAGGGAAUAUGAUUGAAGCAAAUGAGGAAUACCAUUACUGGGCCACCAGGGCUUCCUCAGUUCCACAGGAAGGACAUCACUGCCUUGGAAGCCAUUUCCAAAUGCCCAAAUAUAUACAAAAAUACAUAAGAGGCCUCCAGUCUGGGUUCCAUCCCUGGCAUUUCUGAGUAGGGCUAGGAAUGUCUCCUGCCUGAGACCCUGGAGAGCUGCUGCCAGUCAGUGUAUACAGUAUGCACUGAGAUGAAUCAAUGGUCUAACUGAAUAUAAGGCAGCUCCCUGCAUUCCUAAAUAGGACAUUAAAGAUGGCCAUUCCCUGGGCAAAUCUGUAUUUGGCCUUAUAGCUGCUGUACUUCAAUCAAAAGAAACCCUGAGACCAUUGAAAUGAGCAGCUGCAAAAUUGGAAUUCAUUGAAUAAUAUUAUCCAGUCUCUCAGGAUAGUAUGGGUAGUUACUGCACAAAGAAAAUGUAAUUGUCCCUCAUUUACUGUUCAAGCUUUGAUGCACUAGCAAGCACAAAUUUAUGUUUAGAUUGUGCAUUAUAUUUACGUUUUCAAAAGCCAGCUAUCAGAAUAUAUGGUCUUCUCUCUCCAAUUUAGGUUAUAACCAGCUAUGCCAUAACCUCAGCUGUUCUUUUCCAAGCAAUGGCCACAGCAGCAUGGGGGUUCUGACCCAAGCAGGAGUUCAUGGCAGGGUCAGGCAGGACAAAGCAGUGCAAAGUUCUGGCUUCAGCAAGGCAGGGUCAAAGAAGACAAGUUUACUUUUCCCAAGUUGUAGUAAUAGAAGCCAGGUAUGUUCACAUAUAUUUGGUGUGGGGGACCUUUGGCAUUUGAGAACUACAACUCCCAUCAUCCCUUUGCCAUUGGCCAUUCUUGCUGGAACUAAUGGGAGUUGUACUUUUGAAGGGCCAAAGGUUCUCCACAUUAGAAGGAAAUCAACAAGAUGCAGAUAGCACUUUGGACAGCUCCACUGAGAGUUUAGGACUAGGUAGGUGACAUAUAGAAGCAAGACUCAAAUUUUGCUUCAGUAACAGGCAACCCCAAAAGAAACAUUAAACACAGCUCCAUCUCCAGCUGUGCCUUUGGUGAGAGGAGUCUCUUGAGUUAAAGGGACCUAGCCUGCUUUAAUGCCUGUUGACUCCAGCCAGAGAAAGGCAAUGGAGUCAGAGAAAGGCAAUGGAAUCUCCUCAAGCCAGAAAGACACUGGUGCAAUGGGCUGCUUUUGUGCCAGCAUUUCUAGGGUAGUAGAAGGUGAUAGUUCAGGGGCUGGCUCUGAAGGUGUUUCACUCUUCCAUGCAGAAACUUCCUCUGAAUCCAUAGUAUUCUGGAGUCAUGACACAGCCGUACACGUUGAGUUCCAUUCAUACAUCUGAUAAAGGUUUUCUUUCUUUUUUCAUUUUCUGUUAUUUCAUGUAGCACACUCACAUCUUCAAGGCUUGGCAGGUUGGUUGGCAAGGGCCCACUGUGGCUCAGAGGUAGAGGUGGGAAUGUCCCUAGUCUGAAACUCUUGGAAAGCACUGUAAAGAAUAUUGAGCUGACUCUGUAGCAGGCAACAUCCUAUGAUCCUCCUCUUCCUUGCAUGUAAGGAAAAACAGCAUCCCAAAAAUGGAGGUGGGGGUGGAAUCUGAUAAGAAAUAAUAUCACAGUAUCCAGGGCUUUGUUUUCUCAGUUUUUAAAGCUUUCAUCCCCUCUCCCCCUCCUCCCCACGCUGCCUUCUGUCACCCCAGUGUCUGGAAGCAGUGGCUUUGUUUGCAACCUCCCCAGUUCAAGGCCAAAUGCCUUGUAAGCAGUUAGCCUUUUAUUUAACUCUGGUGUUUUGCCCAGCCAGCUGAUAAGGACAUGUGAAAGAAGAAGAAGAAGAAGCCUCUGACUUCUAAGGGCUUCCAAUUCCUUCCCACUCUGUAAUCCUGGGCAGAUAACAUCAUUGGGAGUGAUAGCCCCAGGCUCUUUGCUUUCAACAGAAGCCUCCCUGUGGGCUUCACUCAAGACAAUUGAGAACAUAUUUACUCAGAACUAAUGGCAUUGUGAUAGAAGCAGAAAUGGGGGGGGGGGAGGGUGGCUGCAGCGCUUUGCUUACAGUGGUUGGUGAAGGAAGCUUCUCUAUUUUUAAAUAAAAGGGCUACUUGGACACCUUUUGCAGGGAAUCCUCUGCACCACUGCCACUGCUGCUACCUUGGUGGAUUAUUUAACAAUCCUGCUCAUUCACGGGAGACAACGGGAAGGUCACUGCAUGGGCGUAGCGAGGAGAGAGUUAUUGCUUGCUUUAGCUAGACGUGUAAUUGAUCCCGGAGCUGUUCUGCAAAGGGCAGGAGCGGAGCAAAGGGGUUUUAACUCCAGCAUCUUGGUUAUUGCAAUUACUUUUUGCCAAGCUUCAGCCUCUCAAGCUGCUGAGUGGCAUGGCACUCUCUUUUUUCCUUUUCACCAUCUGCAGGGAUGCCUAUAAAUACUUAAAUGCUAAUGUGAGAGAAAGUAGAAAAAGGGAAGGAAGGAAAGAAGGAAGGAAGGAAGGAAGGGAGUUUCCUAUUUAUGGUGACCUGUUUUUUUCUCUAGAAACUCUCCACAGCACCUUGACGGAAGUUGACAGGGAGGAACAUUUUUAUUUCAUAAUACAAGAACUCAGGGUCACACAAUGAAAUCAGGUGGCUGGAGCUUCAGGGCCGCCCAAAAUUAUCUGCAUCCCAGAGUACAUUGCAUAAUUAACUUAUGGAACUCACUGCCACAAAAUGUGGUCUUGUCCACUGGCUUGGGUGGCUCUAAGGGAAUUAAACAAAUUAAUAGAGGAUGGAUCUCUUGGUGGCUGUUAGUCAUCAUAAGGGGGACAUGCAACAAAAUGUUGCAGUGCAAAGUACUCCUUUUCAGCAUGCUAGCCAGCCAGCCAUAUCUUCUUUCAGAAUAUUCCAUUCCCUUCCACCUCUUUGCUUGUUUUCAGUCUUCCUUUCCUUCAGUUCUAAAAGUCAAGCCAGCAUUCCAUGGCCCCUGUGUAUGUUCAGGCCUGCCUGGGCUGUUUUGCGUCUCCUACCCACCUCUCCUUAGAGACCCCCACCGCCCAAAAAAAUGUACUUCUGUAAAUCUUUUUUGCUUGUAUGGUGCUAUCUUGACUGCAUAAGGCUUCUUUCAGAGAAUGAGUUUGCCAUGUGGAACCAUGUUUAGAGGCAGUAUGCUGCUGGGGAGCAACAGCUAGUCUGAAGAGAGGGCUAUGUGCCUCUAUGGAUGGAUAUGGCUUAAUGGGGGGUGGGGGUGGAGAGAUGGAUUGUAAAAUAUUUUGCCCUACAGCUAAGAGACAAAUCACCAUGUGGCAUUCCUAGGAGGGUUGGGUAGUUGGCAGUUCAGUCAGCUCUCGCUUAAGAAUAAAAAUAAUAAUUUUACUAUUUAUACCCCACCCAUCUGGCUGGGUUUCCUCAACCGCUCUUGGCGGUUCCCAGCAGAAUAGUAAAAACACCGUAAACAUUAAAAACUUCCCUAAACAGGGCUGCCUUCAGAUGUCUUAUAAAAGUCAGAUAGUUGCUUAUAUGUAGGGAGGGUGUUCCACAGGGAGGGUGCCACUACUGAGAAGGCCCUCUGCCUGGUUCCCUGUAACUUCACUUCUCACAGUGAGGGAACCCACAGAAGACCCUCAGAGGAGGACCUCAGUGUCCGGGCUGAACAAUGGGGGUGCAUUAAACACCCAGUGCAGGUAUAGCCCUUUGGAGGCCCAUCCUUUUAGGAUACCAGAUUUGCACCUGAUCUAAUUUUAAAGCCUACAAUCUACACACACACCAGAGAUUUCUGCACAUUCCAGUGACUGAUCUGUCCUUUCUGCCUUCAGGGAGAGGUAACAGCAGGGCCAGUACGAUCUGCACAACAAGGAAUCAAGGCUCUUGUUGUUGUUUUUUAGUCGUUUAGUCGUGUCCGACUCUUCGUGACCCCAUGGACCGGAUCACUCCAGGCACUCGAGUGUCUUCCACUGCCUCCCGCAGUUUGGUCAAACUCAUGUUCGUAGCUUCGAGAACACUGUCCAACCAUCUCGUCCUGUGUCGUCUCCUUCUCCUUGUGCCCGCAUCAGGGUCUUUUCCAGGGAGUCUUCUGUUCUCAUGAGGUGGCCAAAGUAUUGGAGUCUCAGCUUCAGGAUCUGUCCUUCCGGUGCACUCAGGGCUAAUUUCCUUAAGAAUGGAGAGGUUUGAUCUUCUUGCAGUCCAUGGGACUCUCAAGAGUCUCCUCCAGCACCAUAAUCCAUAAGCAUCAAUUCUUCAGCGAUCAGCCUUCUUUAUGGUCCAGCUCUCACUUCCAUACAUCACUUCUGGGAAAACGAUGGCUUUAACUAUACGGACCUUUGUUGGCAAGGUGAUGUCUCUGCUUUUUAAGAUGCUGUCAAGGCUUUGGCACAUUAUAAAAAGCCACCUGUGCUUCAAGGCAGGCACUUCUUGCCUUGCCCACUUCCUCAAUUACCUGCCACAAAUGAGUCUCAGCAGGGUGAAACCCAGGGAGCGCAGGGAGCUUGCCAUUCAGGUCCCUCAACAGCACUAUUAGUGGUUAGUAGCCAAAUGGAGAUGUAGGAAUGAGCGGCUUGGCAUUCGUCAAUGGAAGGCUACCUUUGCCGAGGCUCCUGCCUCCUAGGUACCUGAAGCAGGUGUGUGAGAGAGAGCUCCUCUGCAGCCUCUCCCAGAACUGUUGGCUUGCCUCCAUCCUGCCUCUUGUUGAGGAAGAGCUUAUUAGCAGAGUUCUCUGCAAAAAAAAAAAAAAGCCCUUGAGUGGGUUUCCUUUUCUGUCUUUCUGUUGUUCUUUUUUAAAGGUGUAAAUGCCAGGGGAGGCUCUACCAGCGCCUCGCAUUCUUUCAUCUCGGCAGGGCUUUGCCCUUUCUCGCAGCAUGACUCCGACAGCAGGCUCUGUGCUGCUGUGCACAGAAUACAAACAAACUCACGGAGUUCGGAGCAUGACAAGAAUUCCAUUGCAGGCAGGCAGGAUGCUGCGUGCUCCAGGGCCCUCCAUUGCGAGAGCUUCUGAGAUCCGCUUCCCUGGUUAACUCCUUCUCUCCUGGCCACGGAGUGAUGACAUCCAGGAAGGGCAGCAGAGCACAGCUUCUCCUCAUGGAGAGUGUGAGAAAUGGAAGGAAAAACAGGGCACUCAUAAAUAUAUGCAGUUGGCAUAGAAGAGGUGGACACCAGCCUUUGGGUUUAAAAUACAGUCACAGCUUUUUUGAUUAGAUAGAGCUCAUAAAUGAAAAACUGUGUCCAGGACAUAUGUCAAAGAUGUCUCUUUUUUCUAUCCAAAAACAUCUGAGAGGCUGCAGGUUCCCCAUCUUUGGCCUUGAGAUUUUUAUUAUGUUUAUUUUUUAAAAUAAAUACAUAAUAAACCUACAGGCCUUACUGUCUCACCUGCCAAUUGUGAUUGGUAUUCAGUAUCUCAUAGCCUAUAGAAAGGUGACAUGCACCCCCCAUACCCACACCGCAAGGAAAGGGAAAAAAUAUGCCCACUCUUAGCUGAUAAUCCUACCUGGUUCCUCUAGCCUAAAACCUGGGGGAAGCUGUUGUUACUGUGAUUGGCUGUGUCUUCUCUGCCUCCUAGGCCACAAAUGAGUCUCAGCAGGGUGAAACCUAGAUACUAGGAGAAGAUGGACAACUACAAUGGAGAAUCAAGUUCUUUAUAAGUAUUGCUAGAUAAUAAGCAGAUGGCAAGGUUUUGAGGAAGGUUUGGACUGUCCUUUUGUGCUGUCUCCUUUCCCCACAGAAGCCUUUGAUGCUUUAUUAAUCGUUGCAGCAGUAGGAAUCCAGAAGACACCAAGAGUCUAUAGGAAGAGAUGCAGAGGGAAUCUCUAGCAGCCACCUCAAGCCAAACUUUCCUUACAGUGUGUUUGUUUCAGGCAGCAGUGCCUGCUGCUCAGGUGGGAUGCAGCUAGGAGACAAAUCCACCCACAGUCUGGUGAUCAGAGUCUGGUCAGGCCAGGGUCAAAGUCCAGCAAGGCUGAUUAGCAGACAGGAGUCAGAUUCUUACAUAUGUGUUCAGACAAACUGGAAAGUCAGGUUUAAGACAGGGUUUCCCACCACACCCCCCAACAAUGGACCACUUGAAAAUUGCUGAGGAUCUGUGUGGAUUUUCAUGCCUAUUGUAGUCAUUAUAUUGCUAGAUGCUGUGGGGUUUUUAUUUGUUGUGUAUACAGACUACCCUCAUGGACACCUCGGCAGACCACAGCUGGGAACCCCUUUGUCUAAGAUAUGCAGAGCAGGGAGACAGUCAGCACCAUGGAGAGUUCCAAGUGGAGUUUGGACUAGAAGCUAGUCAAGCUAUAUUUGAAUGUUGCUCCAGCAACUAGUCUCCUCUGACUGAGCCUUGAGUAGGGUUUUGGCUUCUUUCAGGGUGUUGGCUCUAUUGCCACGAUGAAUGAGGCUUUCACUUUUAAAGGGACCUUGUUUGCUCUGGGAGUCUUUGACUGUGGCGUGGUAGUGAAUUUGGAGCAGGAAUCUGAGGAUAGAAUGCAGGCCAAAAUGGGGCUGGCCUCAUGGUCCUUCCUGGUGACGAGAGUUCAGAGGAGAAUAGGGGUAUCUGGAAUUAUUUGGAAAGUCAAAUCCUCUCCUGAGAGUUUCUCUUUUUCUCCUCAAGGAGGAAGGAAUCAGAGCCCCAGUUAGUAACACUGGCUGUUUUCUCAGAGUGGUGUUCCUGAAAAUGAGCUGCAUUCCUUGGGGCAUGUAGGAAUCUUUCUGCCUCCAUACAGUAAUCUCAGAGUUAAUUUUAUUAAAGAAGGACUAGGAUAUUGGUUGCAAAGAAGAAGAAGAAGAAGAAGAAGAAGAAGAAGAAGUUCAAACUCUUAAGAAACUGGAUUCUGCAUCUCUCGUUUUUCCUGCACUCCCAGUUCAGUUACAUCCCUCUCCCUGAAGACUUGCUUGCCUAGCUAAGCCUUUCCUUAAUGUUUUUUUUUAUCUCCUUCCCUGCCAACUCACUUCUCUCUUUCCUGCCAUGUCCAGCAAUAUAGGUUGCAAGCCCUCCAAGCAGAUACCAUACUGGUUCUUUGUCUUCUACAGCAAACAUUUGGCCCUGCAUAAAUGAAAUAUAAACUGUGUCAUCCACCCAGAGCCAGGAAUUAUGAUGGGGAUCCAUAGUUAGGCAUAUUAGGGGUAGAGGUGAACUGUGAACAGGAGUGGGAGUAAGUUAUUUAAUCUUAAAGGAAAUGUAGAUUAAGCAAUUAGAAGGAAGAUUUGAACCACCAGGGGAGUGAAAAUCUGCCCCAGAGAUAGUCAGGGGACAGCAAAGAAGUCUGAUUAGUAUUAAAAUGGAUCUUGGUGAAUUUAUGAGUGGUGUAUAAUUUCUUAGUCUGAGGCAUUGUGUCACCUGCAGAGGUCUGGAGCUUUGCAAAUUGAUGAGUGAUAUAAUUUCUUAUUCUGAGGCAUAGUCGUCACCUGCAGAGAUCUGUCAGUUUUUCUCUUCCCUCUUCCUCUUCACUUAUUUUGGAUUUUAACUCGGGACUUGGAUGCACACGAACAGGAGAUGCAACAUCACAUGGUCCCCUGCUUUUGACACAGUGAACAUUGGUUUCAUUUUUGGCUUGCUGGGUCUUAUUUCGAGUUACAGUUCAACUGGGGUACUGUAGGAGGGCAAAAGAGGUCAUAGGCAAAAACGUCUCAUGGAUACUCAAGAGGGUUGUGGAUCAGAAGCAGCUGGUGGAAGACUUAUUCACAAAGCACAUAGUAAAAUAUGGAACACACUCCUGUGAGAUAUAGCGUUGCAUCUUGCGUCCUGCUUGCAGGCUUCUCGUGGGCAUCUGGGUGGCCACUUGGAGAACAGAGUAAUGGAGUCUUUGGCUGACCCAGCAGGGCCCUACAUAUUUACUUAUGGCUGUUCACAUUGUCCACUGAUAAAGAAGAUGUUGCUUUCUGAACCCUAAGGAGAUUAAAUGCAAGGAAGAAUCUCCCUGCUAUAGGAACAAUUUCAUUUCAAAUUAUUGUUACAAAAUCUGCCAUGCUUUUGUUUGAUGGAAAAGUUGACCAGACAUCUGUUGGACUGGGAGAGGGAAAGUCCACUGGAUUCUCCCUCCCUCCCCAAUUCUUUUCCAUAUUCUCUCUUAGCAUGAGGUGACAGCCUCUUGACAGGUCAGGGGGGUGUCCGGUGUGCCCCACAAUUUAAUUAACAUGGCACUAGAGAAAACCAGGCUGAUGCAAUCAUUCACGAGUGCCUGGGAGACUCGGCCCCUGAUGGAUGCUGCACUUUCUCCUGCAGCUGCGUGGCCCACGUACCAUUGAGGAGAGCUUCAUCUUGUCCAGGCUGCUUGCGUGCUCUCGGUGCCCUCCCUUUCCCCCAGUGUGCUAUAAAUACAUUCCCUCAGUCCAUCCCAGCACACUGUAUCAAUCUUGUUUAAUAGACUGGAAAGCUUAAUGCGCGGUGGCGGGUCGCGGGGAGCAUCGGGGUGAUGGAUUGUGCCUUCCCGGAGUCGAGCACCGUUGAUGUAUAAUGAAAUAUUUAUGAUUUAUUCCGGCUAAUAAACUGGAAUGAAGUGUGUGAUAUAUGUGAGCAGAUGGGGAACUAUUGAUGCAGCUUUCAUUUGGGGAGUGUGGGGAGGUUUAUGUCCGUAACACACACGUACACACAUCACAGACCCUUGCAUGCCAUAAACUCUGCACCUCGCAUGGCUGUUGUGGGGACAACCGAUUCCCAUCCCAUCAUUAAUCUCUUACUCCUUCCCUCUAAUUGUUUGUCAUUCUGCAUCCCCUCCCGCACCUGUUCUCCAUGAGCCUCCUUUUGUACAGAGUGCCUUUUAUCCAAGGGCUUUGCUGCUCUCUCUGUGUUAUAUGUGAGCCCUGAGACUCUGCCCUUGCACUGGAAUUUUCAGAGUGUGGCACUAACACCUCCUGGGGCAGUUUUCAGCCGUGGCUGUUGUCAAGUCCAGCAGGAGGCUGGCAUAACCCCUGGCAAAGGAUCCCUUUUGGAGCACUGUCCUGCUGUCCAUGGUUUGCUCUUCACUGGAGGCUGAUCCAUUUGGAUGAAUGGUCACUGCCCCUUUGACCUCAACCUGCCCCACCUGCCUGCCUUCUUUCUUUCUUCCAACCAACCAACCAGUCCAGGGGAUGGCAGUGCCCAUCAACUUCCUCCUCCUCGGUCUCAGUAUUGCCCUUUUUUAGAAUUCCACAAGGAAGAGGAGGAGAAAACUAGAAUUAAUUGUUGCAGCCUCUUUGGUUCCUCUGACUGUUGGUUUCCCUGUCUUCUGCCCUACCAGUCCCAGGGGGCACUAGCCACCAUUGCCCCCAGGCAGGUGCUUGAGGUGGCAAAGACAAAAGGAACAACCCUUUCUCCUCCCCCACCUCCACCCGCCAACAGAACCAGAAUGUUUCUCCAGUUCAAAGCAUCUUGCACACCACUGGAUGCCCUUCACUUGGUGCCAUGAAAGACUUGAGGAGUCUGUUCUCCACCCAUCACAUCCUCCACGAACUGCCCCUCCAGCUGUUCCCCUCUCAGACUAAUUAGUUGCAUUUGCAGGAUAAUUUCAAUAUCUCUCUGAUGAAAGCCACCAGAGGAGCACAGAGAUCUGCUUCUGCUUCUGACUGUUUCAGAGGAGACCUUCGCCAAAGGGGGUGGGGGUGGGAAGGGAGCUGUCUCUGUGCUGAAACGCCCAGCCUUAUCCUGUCAACAUGCUAGUUCAGAGAGCAAGGGAGCUCUCCAAGUAGCAGCCUCUGCAAAGGAAUCCAGUAGGGAAGAUGCCUCAUUCUGUCUGUACCUGCUCAAAGUGAAUGAUCUCUGUGCUACUGAAAGAGUCUGGCAGCUGGGAAUUCCCUGGGAGAGUCUGUCAAGCAAAGGAAGACAUUCUCAGAAGUCGAAGAGGGACCUGGAAUUCUCGCUUCCAGGGAAGCUCCUACCGCCCAACACUUUGGAGCCUAGAGUGGAAGGUGCAAAGAAGCAGAGAGGGGAGCCCUUUUCAAAGUGUCGCUGUUUCUAAAGGAAGGAAGUUGCAACAGCAGAUCACAUAUGCUUUCAAUGAUAUCACAGGCCUGCACUGGAAUCUUUGUGACUUCUUCUGUUGCACAGCUUGUUGCAGCUUGGUACAUCGAGGAAUAUUUUUGACAGAAUAUAGCAGGUGUAUGUGGAGUGCACCUAGUCAAGGAACUAGGUAAAAAAAGAGGGGAUUCAUUAGGCACUAUUGAGCCUUUUACUAUGAUCAUGAAGAAGCCAUCAGCCCUUUCCCUCUCUUGUUUUGAUUUUAAAGAAAAACAACUCACAAAUUUUCAGGUGUAAAAAGUUCAAAGAGGCAUGUCACCAGUGUAAUGACAAGAGGCCUGUAAAAUGUAGCAGCACUGGGGGAGAAUGAAGAGGUGCAGGGGUGCAUCUGCACAGCUAUGCUCAGUCCAGUAAUAAGGUCAAAGCAAUUAACUGAACGCUGCAGUUCAAUAGGAGGAUUGAACUAAAUAUCCCCCAGUACCUUCACUACACAACCUCACUGUUGAAGCUUCUGUUCUGGGAGGCCUUCAUAAAAAUAGAGAUUGCUACAAGUGCUUAGAUGCUAUUUCUGUUGUAAUUGUCUAGGGCCUUGCAUAGAAAGAUGUUGGAAAGUACUCUAGCCCACCUCCCCAACCCUUCCUUGGAAGAAGAUUUCGCUUGCCAUCUCUACACCUCUCCUUCACAAAGCUAUACUACUUGACACCUCUGCAUCUUCAUAUGCAAAUUCCAUCUCAGGCACUCUUAAUAAAACCUGCAAGAAUUUUAAAACAGCCACUCUGGAAACACUGCUGCAUCCACAGCUUCCUUCCCCUUAAGAUAAUGAGGGGGAGAUGAGCACAAGCCAACCCCUUUUUGUCCUGCACAUCAAUUACAUGGCAGGUCCUUCCCCCACCCAGGGUGAAGGAGGCCAGCAGUGAGCGCUCUGAGUCAGCUGCCACAGGAGCACCAGCAGGGAGAAAUGCAACUAUGUGGUCUGGGAGCUUUUCCUGAUAGCCAGUUUAGUUCCAGAGGAAGCAAUGGAAGGCAGGGAAGGAAUUCUGCCUGAGACUCUGGAAUGCCCCUGCCAGUCAAAUAAUACUGAGUGAAAUGAACCAGUGAUGCAACUCAGUAUAAGGCAAUUUAGAGUUUUAGACCACAUCCACACCAUACAUUUGAAGCAUUAUGAUACAGUGGUACCUCGGGUUACAUAUGCUUCAGGUUACAGACGCUUCAGGUUGCAGACACCACUAACCCAGAAAUAGUACCUCGGGUUAAGAACUUUGCUUCAGGAUGAGAACAGAAAUCGUGCUCCAGCGGCAGCGGGAGGCCCCAUUAGCUAAAAUGGUGCUUCAGGUUAAGAACAGUUUCAGGUUAAGAACGGACCUCCGGCACGAAUUAAGUACUUAACCUGAGGUACCACUGUAUUACCUUAAACAGCUAUGACUUCCCCCAAAGAAUUCUGGGAGCUGUGGUUUGUUGAGGGUGCAGAGAAUUGUAAGGAAACCCCUGUUCCCCUCCAAGAGUUCCCUAUGAAGAGAGAUACAGUUCCCAGAGUUCCCUAUGAAGAGAGAUUGAUUGUUAAACCACUCUGGGAAUUGUAGCUGGGGAAGGGGUGGCAGGGGCCCCCUAACAGCACCUGUAACAAAGCACACCUCCUGGAAUUCUUGGGGGGAUACAAUGACUGUUUGAAAUGGUGACAUGAUGCUUGAAAUGUACUGUGCAGAUUUGGCCCUAGUGAGUUCAUCCCAUUUCUCUCUGCUACCUCAUACCUCGAAUGCCAACAAGCUGUAGCAAGGUGUGGGCUGAGGCAAGAGGACCAUUAUGACCAGUCCGCAGAGGGCAGACCCUCCGUAUCUAUGUUGAGCUGAUGUUUCAGAGAACAGCCUUGUGUUCAGCUGACAUUUCAGAAUGGCAGUGGAUGGCACAGGCAAGAGAGAGGGGCUUGUGCUUCUCUUGCCUAGGAGGCUGCAGCUUCCCAGAGCCCUGGAGGAUGUGAGGGAGGGUAAGUAAUAGAGAGAGAGGGCAGAAGGAUCUGGGAGACAAGCCACAAAAGGAAACCUGGUCAGGGCCAGGGUGGACUCCCUCAUGGUGGAAAGGACAAUGGUAAGCCUUUGGUCAAGCUCAUCUAAUCUAACCAAACCAAUCAUUUCUAGAUGAGACCCCUAAGAUCCAUCUAGUCCAGCAUCCUGUUUACCAUAGCAGCCAACCAGAUUCUUCCAGGAAGCCCAACAGGCAAGCCAUGAAAGUGCUCAGUGGCAUAUUGGCUGUGAACAUGGAGGUCCCAUGCGUCACACUGGUCCUGAAGCUGCUGCACUGGCUGCUGUUGAGCUACCAACCCAGUGCAAGGUGCUAGUUCUAGUGUGUAAAGUCCUGUGGCUUGAGACCCAAGUACCUAAAGAGCACUUUUCCCCAAUGCGACCAUCUCAGGCCCUAGAGUUGGCAAGUGAUGUCUUCCUUGGUGAUGGUGCUGCCAUCCAGUUGGUAUGGAUCAGCAGCUGCUAUUAAAAAAAAGUUUCCAAAUCAGAGCAGCCAGGUGUCCACAAACUGCUAGGUAUGGCUCAUAAUCUGUCAUAAAAUAAAAGAAUGAAAACAAACGGAACCAAUAAGUUAGCAAUGUUUACCAUAGCCAAAUAUGUUUCACUCGAGGUCUCCCUCAUUGGUCAUAACAAAUAACUAUAGUACAGCAAAUAAUAAGUCAAAUAUUGUAUGUGCAUUGUCAUAGACAUGCAUUGUUUUUAAUUGGUAUUAAAAUGCUUUUUUUAUAUUACAGGCACAACAUCCAUUCGUUCUUAUUUUUAUCCCUCCUUUUUUCAUCCUAUUAGCUGCCCUCACUAGCCAUUGCCUCCUGUCUUUGCCUUCUCUGCCAUCGCUGCCACACCUCUUCCUCUUUCAUUAUUAGUGGCUUCCAGGUGUUGAUCUCCACCCUGCUGCUCUGCCCCUAGAAAUGUCGCCUACCUCAUCUUACCAGCUCCUUUCUUUUUCCAGGUGACACUGCUGUGUAUAAGGAGGGCACCUACUGGAUCAGAGGACGGACCUCAGUUGACAUCAUCAAAAGCGGCGGCUACAAAAUCAGUGCCCUGGAAGUCGAACGCCACCUGCUGGCCCACCCCAGCAUUGCUGGUAAAGGCUAGCCCCUCCCUGCAACUAUUUAUUGAUUUGCUAAUAUAGUUCAGUUCAUGAACUUAGUGCUUUACAAAGAGCAGCAAGGUCUGACAGGUCCCCCAAUGGCAUUCCACAUUUCAGGUAAACCCACCCACCCUCAUUCACUUGCACAUACACCCUCAAUCUCUCUCUCUCUCCCACCAUCUCAAACAAAACUGCCCUGUAUACUGAGAAAGAGAGUUUGGAGGAUUGUAAACAGUAUCUGGCAGUGGCUCUCUGAGGUUUUAGGUGGUCCUUCCCAGCCCUACCUGAAGACAUCAGGACCUGAACCUGAGACAUAUUCUCCCAUAAAUGGCACUCAGGGCAGCUAACAAGCUGUAGUUAAGGCAAAAUAUAAAACAAUUGCAGAGUGUUUAAAGAAAGAGAGAGAAAAUAGUGCAGCUAUUGCAAAUUAGGUAAUUUUAAUAUGUUUUAAAGUAGAAUUGUAAAUAUUCCUUGAUAUUUUAUUAUCAAGUAGUAUAUCAAUUUUAUGAAAUAAAUAAUAGCAUAAUGAAUAAAUUAAAUAAGUCACCUCAAGUUAAAACAGUUCUAGCAGCCUGCCCACCAAACUGAAACAGGCACCAAGUUUAACACAAAGACCAGAAAUAAGCUUGGACAAAGUAAAGGCAGAGCCAGGUCAAUUUCUUGUAGGAGUUCUUCCCACUUUCUCUGUGUGACUCUUUCACACUUUUCCCCUCUCCAGAUGUGGCUGUGAUUGGUGCCCCGGACAUGACGUGGGGUCAGAAGGUCAGCGCUGUGGUCAGGCUGCAUGAGGGCCAGGCACUGUCUCUCACGGACCUGAAGGAAUGGGCAAGGUAACAUGGCAGCAUCCACUGGGUAUGGGGUGUCAUGGGAAGGUAUAGGGCAGGCCAUUGUCUAUCCCAGUUGAAUACUUACUUGGGAGAAAGGUGGGGUAUAAAUAAGUAAAAUGAAUAAAUGCAGGAUGAACAGUAGCCAAACCAGUGGGUACAAACUAAGGUUAUUUACAAGCUGGUUUCCGAACUUCCCAACAUUUUAAGAUAUUUUUCCUACGGUAAGAAUGAAAAUAUAUUCAGCAGGUAAAUGAAAAAGUAAAUAUCCUGGUAGAAUGCCAUUCAUUUCUCUACUUUACUCCAGUGUGAAUUUCCUACUUCUCCAACCUGGUGACCUCUGGAUAUCUUGUGCUAUAAUUCCCAUCAGCUCCAGCCGGCAUAACCAUGACUCUGCUGGCUGAAGCUAAUGGGAGAUGUAGUCCAGAACAUCAGACUAGCAUCUGGUUGUAGAAGUCUGUGUUUCGAUUAUCUAGCCAAGAGGGGACAGUUGUCCUCUUUUGCAGUUUAAUGCCAUCACUGACCAGAGGGUAGUACUGCAGCUAUCAGUGUUUAGUGGAGGGGUCAGGUGACACCAGGAGCCAAUAGGGGUCCACUUGGUUCUAUAAAGCUGCUGGUUGCAUCCUAGCUAUUUAGUCUGUAUAUGUUAUUCAAGUAUAGGCUGGGCUGCUGUUGGACUAUCUAUUGCUACUUCCCUCUAGGCCAGUGGGUCUGGAACAACACAGUUAAUUCCUUCUGACUCAUGAGGCUACAAACAUGGCUCUAGAUUUUUUGUGUGCAAUGGUAUUCCUAUGUGCUUUCUUGCCCUCCCCUGCUACCAAGUUGGGCCUAUAUUAGAGAGCUAGUCUCCAAGGUGUGCUGAAAUGAUAGAAACAGAAUACACACACACAAACACACACACCCACACACACCAUUUUUCAUCAGUUCAACUAAUACAAAUUGAAUAAGGGUUCCCUUGUCCCAGGUGGCUGCUCCACCCCCCACUCCCAAAAACAUAUUGGAUGCUUUUUUAGAGGGUAUGUGAAACUGGUGCUCUUCACAAACCACAGGCAUUCUUGUUUCAUCCAGGGCUGCACAGCUGCCCAAUUAAACAGUCCCCAGGAUUUGCAAAAAUCACAGUGGGAGGUUUGCAAUUUAGCAAAUGUGAGGAAUACUCUUGCUAGCCUCUGUUGCUCUGAAUAAACAGCAAAGAAAACUCACAAAGAAAUCCAGAGGUGUGGAGGCCUUGAGCCCUGGCCUCUCACUCCCCUGCCUGCAUGCCAGCUUCCUCGCAUAACACUUGAGAGGCUGGCUGUGCACUUGCACAGCACCCAUACAUUUUUUUUUACAUAACAAAAUAGAAAGACCCCUAAAGGGUCAUACUAAAAGCCCAUCUAGUUUAGCCUUCUGCUUCCUUAGGGAAGGACCGUAGCCCAGUGGCAGACCAUGUGCUUUGUAUGCAGAAGGACCUCUCUCUGAAAUUCUAGAGACCCACCGACAGUCAGCAUAGACAGUGCUGAGCCAGACGGACAGUGUAAAUCAGGUUCCUACAUUCCCAUAGUUCCACUGCAACCAACCUGGGGUGCUCACUACACCAUGCCCACGUUAGCGUUCUCCUGGGAACUGUUAUGUGUGGCAUCUGAAAGUGUGGCCCUGGAAACUGGUUGAGCUGAAUAUGAGCUCAGCAUUGUUGGUUAUUGGUCAUUUCCUGCUUCUUGUGCUAUGGAGGUGGGUUCCCCAUCACCACCAAACACGUACAGCCCCACUUCCUCAUCCCAGGCAAAGAUUAUCCGUGUAUAAAGGCCCAGCUCCUCAAUAGAAAGAACAGCCCAGUGAUGGCCAGAAGGGGGAAUGGUAUACCAGUGUUACAAAAGCUUCAUCAGCAGGCUGCACAGGGAGAAUAAGGUGUGUUGCAUAAAGGCUGUAAGGGCGCGAAAGCUGAAAACCAGCCGCAUCAAGCACUGAGGGCCCAGCAUAGCUGUUAUCAAGCCUUUAACUUCCUUCACUUCCAUCACUUUUCGAGUCAGAGCUGUUAGGGUGGUGGCAGCAGGGGAACAAGUGCUAUCCCCUUGCACAUCUCCCCGCUUUGCCCUUGUGCCUCAGUUUCCUGCCUGUCUCCUCACAGCCAAGAUUGCAGGGCAGGCUGCGAGAGGAGAAAUCCAGCCUGAAUGCGAUGCGUCUCUCUGGAGCAACAGCGUUUGAGCACCUCGGGAAGGGUCCUUGGCCCGCUCUCGCUCUCUCCGCACGCCGCCUCCCGGGUCUCACACCCCUGCCGGCUUCUUUCACUGCCGCUCAUCCUGUCUCUCCUCUUUAUCUUCCACGCCACUUGCCUCCCUUCGUCCCCCCGCCCCCCGCCACAUUCUCUGGCAGGAGACACAUGUCCCUCUUCAGAGUGAUUCAUUUUGUGGCUUUCGCCUCCAAUCUGCUCCCGGUGACAAGCCGGUCCUGAGUUUGAGGCCUCCUCCACAUGGCAGAAAGGCAUCGAUAAUUUGAAAGCAGUGGAGGCACUGAGGGAGGAGAAGAGCCCUGACAUGCUGGGCGGGCUUGGCAUGUCACUCCAAACUCUGUGCCCACGAGGUACCCGUCAGAGCAGGGCAUGCCCUGCAGCCAGCGGUCUAGUGAGGGAAAGCAUCCCACAUGCAUAUGAUCACGCACACUUUGCAGUGGGCAAGGUGACUUUCUUUCGUGCUCAGACAGUCCCCUGGCGGGGCUUUAAUAAGAAGCUGAACUUGUUUGGCAUCCUCCCCAUCGUGCAUGCCUGUGAUCAAGAGGAAUGGGGGGGAGGGGGCUGCACAUGGGAGGGGGGCUUGUGUGGAGGGCCGGGAGUUUGCAAGGCUCCUUAGCGCUUAUGUUGACAAUUUGUCAUUUGCUCUUCCUGCCAUAUCUAAUUGCAAGGAUUGAUGAGAACCCAUUAAAAGUGAUCCAUUCUGCUUCUUGGAGGUGCUUUGUCUGGGCACUUUCCAUCUCUCUCUCUCUCUUCCUCUCUCUCUCUCUCUCUCUCACACACACACACACACACACACACACACUGUGGUAUGUUGUUACUCAGCCUUAAGUAUCCAUGUGCAUGGCUGGGUGACCCAGAGCAAUAUGUGGGUACAGAACGCCCUCCAAGCAGCUCCUCCUCCUGUGCCACCCUUGAUCUAAACCCCCUGAUUGAAGGACAGCGUUCCAUCAGAAUAGGCACAACCGAUUGCAUAGGAGACUAACAUGGGCUGUGCUGGAUGAGGCCAAAUCGCCUUCUAGUCCAGCAUUCUGCAUCCUACAGUGGUCAGCUAGAUGUCCUCCCCUGGAAGCUCACAAGCAUGAGAGAAACAGCAGCCCUUGAUCUUCCACAACAAUGAUACUCUGCCUCUGAACAUGGAAAUUCUUAUUUGCCAUGAUGGCUGACAGCUGCUGAAAGAUUUCCUCCUCCUCCUUGACCUUCUCUAAUCCCCUUUUAAAGCUAUAAAAUGUCUUGCAGCACCUUGAAGGCGCACAUGUUUAUUAUAGGUGACUCUUUGCUUUGCCCAUCUAUGCCAGUGGCCAUUAGGACAGAAGUGGAAUUUGCACUGUGCAAAGAAGUGCAUUCUUUUCAUCUGCCCCACUUCUUGUUUUGAUUCCAGAUUGAACACUUCUGUCCUUGCUUGUUCUGGUCAGGGGGCCAUAGGCCUUAUGACACAGUGAACUGUAUGCUAGUAUAUACAGAAUAUUUGUAGGGAGGGAAAGUAGAAACAUGAGCACUUCACCUGGCCCAAGUUGAACAGGGCAGUGUCUCCCUGCUCUAAUGACUGGAAGCCUUCACUGGAUUAUUUCCAGGCUCAAAUGUUUGCACAGUUUAUAUCUGUUGACUCUUAUACUGAGGGGUGCACAGUCCUUUCUUUGAGAGUAUUUUGGAGAAGGGAUGUAGCUCAGUGGGAAAGGUACUGCUUUGCAUGCUCAGUCCUCAGCAUCUCCAGGUAGCAUUGGGAGAGACUCACCACUGAAACACUGGGUAACCAUUGUCAGUCAGAGUAAAUAACACUGAGCUAGAUGGAUCAAGGGUCUGACUUGUUAUUAGGCAGCUUCCAGUGUCCUUGUCCAGCUCUGUAUCACAAGGGAAGCCAUGAUUCAGCGCUUGGGCAGGAGUAGAGAGGAGAUGGACAUUUGCAGCAGCAGUCUCUUAACCAGAACAUGUGCUUGUGUGUCCCAGAGAGUUCAUGGCACCUUACACCAUCCCCUCUGAACUGCUGGUGGUGGAGGAGAUCCCGCGAAACCAAAUGGGCAAAGUGGACAAGAAGCAGCUUCUCAAGCAUUUCUACUCCGCCUAG
Podarcis lilfordi (Lilford's wall lizard) is the source of this 57358-nucleotide messenger RNA. The record is from the annotation of a GenBank genome assembly. Lineage: Eukaryota; Metazoa; Chordata; Lepidosauria; Squamata; Lacertidae.